CCCGAGGACAUCAACUUCGCUGGCCAGCAGCAGGUGUACAAGGACAUUGGUGAGGAGAUGCUGCUCCAUGCAUUCGAGGGAUACAACGUCUGUAUCUUUGCCUAUGGCCAGACCGGAUCUGGGAAGUCUUACACCAUGAUGGGCAAGCCGGACUUGAAGGACCAGGAAGGCAUCAUCCCUCUGGUACGCGGCGUAUACUGUUACCUCCACACCAAGGGUUGCAAAAUUCCAGUCACUUUUUUGAAUAUUCCCUGGUUUUCCUGGUUGGAACGUUCCCAGAAUAAGGAUGGAAUAAGCAGGAAAUCCGGAAUCUUCCAACCAGAAUUGCUGGAAAACCAGGGAAUUUUCGGGAAAGUUACCGUAAUUUUGCAACCCUACCAAUCCAACACCUGGCUAUCCAUGGCUGAACACAAUGUUACACAAAACCCAUCUAGGGACGGGUGUUGGAAAUUAGCGUAAGCUAUAUUUUGGUGCAACACAUGGGAUGGUUGUUUAUUCAAUGUGUACAGAUAAACCAUAUGUAAAUUGAUAAUACAUGUUCACUGCAAACCCUCUGCUCUCUCGCUCCUCCUAGAUGUGUGAAGACCUCUUCACCAAGUUCAACGACAGCAAUAACGACAACACCAAGUCCUACUCAGUGGAGGUACGUACAGUAUGGGUCCCCCACUGCCCGUCGGGUCACAUCCUGUCUUCCUGUAAGGGUCCACUUCCUCUCACUAUGGCUUUUUCUCAAUUCUUUCAUUCUUUCCUCAAUUCUUAGCAUUCACUCUCCUUGCAUCCUUCUCAAAACACAUUGGAUCUGUAGAUCCAUAGUGCCUCCAAGAAUAUGAGGAGGGAGGACAUGAGGAAUGUAGGAAAGACGAAAUGAGAAAGAACCUGUGGGAGAUGUGACCCUUUGUUUUUUUUUUUUUUUUUUUUUUUUUUUUUGUGACAUCUACUGUGCUCUAACCCUUUAUUCCCCUCCCUCCCUCCCUCCCUCCCUCCCUCCCUCCCUCCCUCCCUCCCUCCCUCCCUCCCUCCCUCCCUCCCUCUCUCCCUCUCUCCCCUCCCCCACUCCCCCCCCUCCCUCCCUCCCUCCCUCCCUCCCUCUCUCCCUCUCUCCUCCUCCCUCCCUCCCUCCCUCCCUCCCUCCCCCCCCUCCCUCCCUCCCCCCUCCCUCCCCUCCCCCCCUCCCUCCCUCCCUCCCUCCCUCCCCCCCUCCUCCCUCCCUCCCUCCCUCCUCUGUAGGUGAGCUACAUGGAGAUCUACUGUGAGCGUGUGCGUGACCUCCUGAACCCUAAGAACAAGGGGAACCUGCGCGUCAGGGAACACCCCCUGAUGGGGCCAUACGUAGAGGACCUGUCCAAGCUGGCUGUCACCUCCUACAACGACAUCCAGGACCUCAUGGACUCUGGAAACAAGGCCAGGUGAGUGGAUGGAUGAUUAGAUAGAUAGAUGUACAGUGUAUGUAUGGAUGGGUGGAUGGGUGAAUGGGUGGGUGGGUGGGUGGUCGGUGGGAUAGUGGAUGGAUGGGUGGGUGGGUGGGUGGGAUAGUGGAUGGAUGGGUGGGUGGGUGGGUGGGUGAUGAUGGGUGGGUGGGAUGGGUGGAUGAAUGGGGUGGGUGAAUGGGUGGGUGGAUGGGUGGGUGGGUGAGUGGGAUAGUGGAUGGAUGGGUGGGUGGGUGGGUGAAUGGAUGGGUGGGUGAAUGGGUGGGUGGUGGGUGGGUGGGGUGGGUAAAUGGAUGGGUGGGUGAAUGGGUGGAUGAAUGGGUGAAUGGUGGGUAAAUGGAUGGGUGGGUGAAUGGGUGGAUGAAUGGGUGAAUGGUGUGGGUGGGUGGGCUGAGGAUGGAUGGCUGGAUGUGGCUGGAUGGUACUGGCUGCUGGAUGGCUGGACUGGAUGGAUGGAUGGAUGGAUGGAUGGAUGGAUGGAUGGAUGGAUCAAUUAAUCAAUCAAUGGGUGGGUGGGUGGGUGGGUGGGGGUAGAUGGAUGGAUGAACGGAUGGAUGGAUGGAUUAAGGAUGGAUAGAUGAUAUAUGAUGGCCAUGGGUUUUAUUCUAUGGGGUGAUGGGGUUUCUCAGUAGUUCAAAUGGGGUUUUAUUCUAAAGAUGUAGGCUUUGUUCCAAUAUCCACACUAGCAAUACCACUUAGACUCGGGCAAUACAUUGAGCCUGCAUUCGAAGUGGAACAUAGUCUCUGCUUGAGAAGGUUUGGUUUGAGUCCCAAAUGUCUCUCUAUAGUGCACUACUUUUGACCAGGGUCCAUAGGGGAUAAGGUGCCAUUUGGGAUGCGGCCUUGGUGAGAUGCAGUUUCCACACUGUACCAUGUUGGCCGUGAAUUAAUAUAAUCAUUAUUUACACAGCUUUGUGUCCAUGAGGGAAUUUACUGCAUGAGAAGACUUGAACUAACAGACCAGAAUAGAUCAAAUUUACAUUGAGUUCAUUAACUAACACAUUAAAGACAUGGUGGAGUAGAGUGGAAACGGAUAGACGGGAAAACUAGGAUACUCCAGCAGAUAGACGAGACAAAAUAUGCAUUUCAAUUAUCAGACAAACAAAGCAACAAUGAAUGAUUUGAAGUUCCAGACUUGUCCAUGCUGCAACAUAUUGGAACCAAAUUCCAUAGCUCUGUCAAUAAUAAAACGACUCAGUGAUUCAUUCGUCAAUUUAUUAAUCAACCGAUUUCUCUAUAUCUGGCAGUUCAGUCACCUUGAAAUCUCCAUUGACUUUACUAACGUGCACCAUCCUGAUCUGUAGCUGUUCACACAGUCGGUGGAGAUACAUCAGUGCUGCUUUUCCCAGUCAGACAGCUCUGUGCUCUGUCCAUCCAUCCACCCCUCCACUGAGGCGUCAGGAUCGAACAGUGUAUAUUUCAUCACAAUGUGAAAAAAAUAUAAAUGGUUGUAUUGCACUGCAACUCUCUACCUCAUUAUAUUACCCACUGCUGCUGGGGGCAGUGCUUUAGCCUCCCUACAAAUUACCACAUAGUCUCCUGACUCAUUAGCUCUAAGCUAGCCACAGCAAUUAAACAGUAGCGGAACCAGUCGCUGAUGAACCGGCUUAAAAAACGCCUCAAAUUUAAUUGCAACGCGUCAUUAGGAAGAUGAUAAUUGAUGUUUUGGUUGCUAGAGAGCGUUAGGGGAAAUUAGCUUUUAAUUUAUCUGUCAUUUUGGCUUAUUUUAUUGCUCUUUAAUUCUUGCGCCCCGAAAUAAAACUGUUCACUAUGGAGGUUUCUGUGCUUUAUUAUCAAAGACGGAUCUUUGAUCUCAGAUGACUCAGCCAUUUCGGUUGUUGUUCUUCUUCUGUCUCAAUGUGAGUAGAGUUCGCUAGUGUUUUACAUCACACAGUAGGUGCUGUACAUACCGUAGAGAAAUAUAAUCUAUAGAAAGGGGUGGGAACCUCUAACCUUGGAAAUUUGACUGGUAAACUCACGGGGGUAGUUUCUGUGGUGUUUCAUCAUGCAGUAUGCUCUGUCCUGUUCAGUGGGGCACAAAGGACAGGAUUUGUGUUUCUUAUUGGACAAGUCCAGGAAAGUUAGUCCCUGUUUCAGUCAGUUUUCCUCUGUUUGGUACCUAGUGAACAUGACCCAACAUUCUCUUCUUCUUCAGGACGGUGGCGGCCACCAACAUGAACGAGACUAGCAGUCGCUCCCACGCGGUGUUCAACAUCAUCUUCACCCAGAAACGCCUCGACGCUGAGACUGAUAACACCUCGGAGAAGGUAGGGGGCGCCGUCUCAGCUUGAGAGGUCUCUAUUCAUAAACAGUACAAUAAAAUGCAACCAGAGCUGAAUAUCCUCCUGUAUUCCCUCCUCCUGUCCUCUCUCCUCACGUCCUCUCUCCUCCUGUAUGCUCUCCUCCUGUAUUCUUUCCUCACAUCUCUCUCCUCCUGUAUUCUCUCCUCACGUCCUCUCUCCUCCUGUAUUCUCUCCUCCUGUAUUCUCUCCUCACGUCCUCUCUCCUCACGUCCUCUCUCCUCCUGUAUUCUCUCCUCACGUCCUCUCUCCUUGAUGCUGUAUUAUCUCCAUACACGUCCCGUCUGCUCCUGUAUUCUCUCCUCACGCCUUUCCUCACGUCUCUCUCCUCUGUAUUCUCCCUCCACAUCCUCUCUCUCCUGGAUUCUCUAUAACUGGCUCUCUCAUCCUGUAUCUAUCCCUGUAUUCUCUCCUCACGUCCUCUUCCCGUCCUCUCUCUCCGUUAUUCUCUCCUCAUGUCCUCUCUCCGUCGGUAUUCUCUCCUCACGUCCUCUUCCUCAACGUCUCUCUCCUCAUGUAUUCUCUACUCACGUUCCUCCUCCUCCUGUAUUCUCCACCUGAUUCUCUCCUCAAGGCCUCUCUCCUUCACUCACGUCCUCUCUCAUCCGUAUUCUCGUCCUACGUCCUCUCGCCCAUGUAUUCUCUCAUAAUGUCCUCUAUCAUCACGUCCGCCUCACAUCAUGUAUUCUCUCCUACUGUCCUCUCUCCUCAUGUCCUCUCUCCUCACGUCCUCUCUCCUCAGUACCUCUCUUCACGUCUCCUUCCUACCUGAAUUCUCCCUCACGUCCUCUCUCCUCUGUAUUAGUCUCCUCAAGUCAUCUCUCCUCCUGUAUUCUCUACUCCUGAUUCUCUCCUCACGUCCUCUCUCCUCACGUCCUCUCUCCUCCUGUAUUCUCUCCUCACGUCCUCUCUACUCCUGUAUUCUCUCCUAUGUUCCUCUCGCCUCCACGUACUCUACACUCUGUAUUCUCUACCUAAGGUCCUCUUCUCCUCAUGUACAUGUUCUUCUCCUCACGUCCUAUAUAAUCAGUCCUCUCUUUCACUCCUAUCUUCCAGUGGCCUGUAUCUGUCGCAUUUUCUUAGUUCGUCUAAGUUCUGAGUAUCUGUCAUUUGUGUAUUCUGCUCUUGUCCUUCAUGUCCUCUCUACUCCCUGUAUCUCUCGAAUGUCCUCUCUCCUCCGGAUCUCUUCCUCCUGUAUUCUCUCCUCACGUCCUCUCUCUUCACGUCCUCUCUCCUCCUGUAUUCUCUCCUCAUGUCCUCUCUCCUCACGUCCUCUCUCUUCACGUCCUCUCUCUUCACGUCCUCCUUCCUCCUGUGUUCUCUCCUCAUGUCCUCUCUCCUCAUGUCCUCUCUCCUCCUGUAUUCUCUCCUAAUGUCCUCUCUCCUCCUGUAUACUUUUGAGAUUCAUCCCAGCUCUCUUAGCUGCUUGAACUCUUUGACUUUAAGCCCAUUGAAAAAAGAUAUUCAUCGCUGCUUUUAUCAGCGCUUGCAUCCAGUGGUGGGGCUGCCACUUGCCUCUGAGUCUGAGGGCACUUGAUAAUGUGUCUGUGUCAUUGUGAGGGAGGAUGUCUAGCGCCAACUGUUGAAUGAAUUAGUGUGAGAAUAAAUUACUUUAGCUGCGUUUUCAGUCAGCUCAUGCAUUUCCCUGCACAACCAUUGACGUUUCUGUCACAGGUCAGCAAAAUCAGCCUGGUGGAUUUGGCCGGCAGCGAGAGGGCCGACUCCACAGGAGCUAAAGGGACCCGGCUCAAGGUGAGACUUUCUCCCUCCUAUCCCUCCUCCUCCUCCUCCUCCUCCUCUUCCUUUCCCUCCUCUUCCUCCUCUUCCUCCUCUCCCUCCUCUCCCUCCUCUUCCUCCUCUCCCUCCUCUCCCUCCUCUUCCUCCUCUCCCUCCUCUUCCUCUUCCUCCUCCUCCUCUUCUUCUCCCUCUGCCUCUCUGUCGCAUAGUUUUCAAGUUUUCAGUCUAUUUGUCAUGUGUAAUGAAUACAUUUUAAAAUCUUGCAAUCUUAUAUACUGCUGGCAGUGAGGACCCCUAUACCUAGGGGGUAUAUUGGUGAAUUGAUUGAGUUGCUGUUGAUCAUAUUGACCAUGUUGACCAUGUUGACCAUAUUGACCAUGUUGACCAUGUUGACCAUGUUGACCAAAUUAACCAAAUUGACCAUGUUGACCAUAUUGACCAUAUUGACCAUGUUGACCAUGUUGACCAAAUUAACCAUGUUGACCACGUUGACCAUAUUACUUCUUGACUUCCAUUGACAUGCUACAGGAAGGAGCGAACAUCAACAAAUCACUGACCACUCUGGGGAAAGUAAUCUCUGCUUUGGCCGAAGUGGUACGAAUCAUUUUUUAUAUAAUAAAGAAAACAUGCAUCAUUCUUUUUUUUUUCUUUUUUUUUUACAAUAUAGGAUGGAAAUUAAAGUUUCUCUUUUAUUAUUCACUUUGUAGGAUUCUGCAGGAAAUAAGAACAAGAAGAAGAAGAAAGUGGAGAGUCACAUCCCUUACAGAGACUCUGUGUUGACCUGGCUACUGAGAGAGAAUUUAGGUAGGAACCAAUAAUCUGGCUACUGAGAGAGAACUUAGGUAGGAACCAAUAAUCUGGCUACUGAGAGAGAAUGUAGGUAGGAACCAAUAAUCUGGCUACUGAGAGAGAAUUUAGGUAGGAACCAAUAAUCUGGCUACUGAGAGAGAAUUUAGGUAGGAACCAAUAAUCUGGCUUCUGAGAAUGAGAAUUUGGGUAGGAACCAAUAAUCUGGCUUCUGAGAGAGAAUUUAGGUAGGAUCCAAUAAUGUAUACACAAAUAUAUGUUCAUGGUAUGAACCUCUGCAUUUCCUUCCUAACUCCUCCACGCUCACUGAGGAGCCCGUUCCUUUGUUGCUUUAUCAGCUGAAGCAACGUACAAUCAGCCUAGUUUAUUAACUUGGUAAAGACAGCUAUUAUAACCUCCUAUUAGUCAUACUGUAUGUACAGAAUGUAACAGAUCCUCAUUCAUCUGAUAGAUCCUAAUUCAUCGAAGAUCCUAAUAUCUAACUCUGUUUUGGGUAAGGGGGGAAAAUGAAUGCAAGGGUUGUGCCUAGUCCAAGCGACACAAAUGACGGGGACUCUAAGAAAAUCAGGAAAGGGACCAGAAAGGAGGAGGGGUCGCUAUAUAUCUUUUACUCUCUCUCUAUCUCAAUCUAUUAUAGAUUAUAUCUUAGUUUAUGCUAUAAUUUAAUUAUUUUAAUGUAUUCUGUAUUAUAUAUUAUUAUAUAUAUCAUAUACUAUCGUAUAAAAUUAUGGGAUAGAUGUUAUCUGUAUUAAAAUCUGUUAUAGUAAUAUGUCAUCUAUUCUUAUCUCUGUUAUCUCUUCUCUAUCUCUAUUCUCGUCUAUAGCUGGCUAGAUGAUAUAGCAGUCUAGGGAGAUCGGUAUAUAUGGAUAUCUUAUAGUAUAUAUCUAUAUAGUACUAGUCUACGAUAUAGAUAUGUAGCUGCUAGAGUAGAGAUCGGAUACCGAGAAUUCAGCGAGAGAAGCUGCGAGGAGGAUAGAGAGAUAGAGAGAGAGAGCGAAGGAGGAGAGAGAGCGGGAGAGAGGGAGAUCUCUCUGUCUCUCUCUAUCUCUAUGUCGCUCUGUUCUCUCUCUCUCUCUCCUCUCUCUCUCUCCUUCUCUCUCUCUCUCUCUUCUCUCUCUCUCUCGCUCUCUCUGUCUCUCUCUUUCUCUCUCUCUUCUCGCUCUUCUUCUCUCUCUCUACUCUCUCCUCUCUCUCUCUCUCUCUCUCUCUCUCUCCUCAUCCUACCACACAGCAGCUGAUCAAUGAUGAAUUGAAGGACAAGACCUUGUAGAGAGACCUAGCUCAUUAUUGCAUAACGACAUAUUAUGCUUUCCUCAGUGGGCUUGUUCCCUGUGCCAGCUUCACUCUUCAAACACCCUUCGAAGUUGCAGCUGCAGUGUUAGACUGCUGAAUGGGGUAAUCGGGUAUCCAUUCAGGAGAUGCAACUUGUGUGUGUGUGUGUGUGUAUGUGUGUGUCUAUGUGUGUGUGUGUGUGUGAGUGUGUGUGUGUGUGUGGUGUGUGUGUGUGUGUGUGUGUGUGUGUGUGUGUGUGUGUGUGUGUGUGUGUGUGUGUGUGUGUGUGUGAGACUAGGUCUCAUCAUGCCAUUGUUCCUUUCCCCCUCUACAGGUACGCAGACCGAGCCAAACAGAUUCGCUGUAAUGCUGUGAUCAACGAGGACCCGAACAAUCGAUUGGUCCGUGAGCUGAAGGAGGAGGUGGGUCGUCUGAGGGACCUGCUCCUAUCCCAGGGCCUGGGAGACAUCCUUGAGAGUAAGGGCUCGUCCAAUGGGCUGGCCUGGCCUUACACCGCCAUUUUAACUUCAUUCUGUAAUCAUGAUAGGUGUAGCUACGGUUGCGAAAUUCUGGUGACUUUUCCCAAAAUUCCCAGGUUUUCCAGAAAGAUUCUGGAAUCGGCAGGGAGUGAGCAGGAAAUCCAGAUUCCUCCAACCAGGAUUCCUGGAAAACCUGGGAAUUUGGAGAAAGUUACUGGAAUUGUGCAAAAAUCAUUAGCUAUUUACUCACUGUCCCCCCAAUCUCUCUCUCUCCUGCCCACCUCCUCGGCACUCACAGUUUCCGCUCGCUUUCCGUCCUCUUUGCUCACUUCACACUCUCUCACAAACCUCCUUCAGUCUGUGUGUUAACAGAAGAGUGUGUGGAUCAGUCUAACUCACUCUCCUUGCUUACCCUCUUGUGCGUGACUAGUGAGUUUCAAUGGCAAAUUAGGCUGCAAACAACCAAGCAUAUUAAUUAAACUCAGGGAAUGAUUGAACCAAGACGGUACUUAGUAAUAAAACAAGUCUGAUUGCUACGUUUUAUUAUCUGUCACACAUUCCUAGUUAUAUGUACAUAUCUACCUCAAUUACCUCGUACCCCUGCAGAUCGACUCGGUACUGGUACCCUGUGUAUUGGGGCGGCAGGUAGCUUAGUGGUUAAGAGCGUUGUGCCAGUAACUGAAAGGUCGCUGGUUCUAAUCCCCGAGCCGACUAGGUGAAAAAUAUGUCGAUGUGCCCUUGAGCAAGGCACUUAACCCUAAUUGCUCCUGUAAAUCGCUCUGGAUUAGAGCAUCUGCUAGAUGACUAAAAAAAUAAAUAAUUAUAUAUAUAUAGCCAAGUUAUCGUUACUCAUUGUGUAUUUAUUAUUACUUUUCCAUUAUUUCUAAAUGUUCUUUCUCUCUGCGUUGUUGUGAAGGGCCUGUAAGCAUUUCACUGUAAGUCUACACCUGUUGUUUACGAAGCAUGUGACAAAUACAAUUUGAUUUGAUAUACAACAACCUAAGCUGCCAUUGAAAACAGUACCUGUGUGGUUCUACAACCGUGGUUAGCAGCAACAGAAUGUUGGCAGCACCAGUAUGUUAGCAGCACCAGAAUGUUAGCAGCACCAGAAUGUUAGCAGCACCAGAAUGUUAGCAGCACCAGAAUGUUGGCAGCACCAGUAUGUUAGCAGCACCAGUAUGUUAGCGGCACCAGUAUGUUAGCGGCACCAGAAUGUUAGCGGCACCAGAAUGUUGGCAGCACCAGUAUGUUAGCAGCACCAGUAUGUUAGCAGCACCAGUAUGUUAGCAGCACCAGAAUGUUAGCAGCACCAGAAUGUUGGCAGCACCAGUAUGUUAGCAGCACCAGUAUGUUAGCAGCACCAGUAUGUUAGCAGCACCAGAAUGUUAGCAGCACCAGAAUGUUAGCAGCACCAGUAUGUUAGCAGCACCAGAAUGCUAGCAGCACCAGUAUGUUAGCAGCACCAGAAUGUUGGCAGCACCAGUAUGCUAGCAGCACCAGUAUGUUAGCAGCACCAGUAUGUUAGCAGCAACAGUAUGUUAGCAGCACCAGAAUGCUAGCAGCACCAGAAUGUUAGCAGCACCAGUAUGUUAGCAGCACCAGAAUGCUAGCAGCACCAGUAUGUUAGCAGCACCAGAAUGUUGGCAGCACCAGAAUGUUGGCAGCACCAGUAUGUUAGCAGCACCAGUAUGUUAGCAGCACCAGAAUGUUAGCAGCACCAGUAUGCUAGCAGCAGCAGUAUGUUAGCAGCAGCUGUUCAGCUAACACUGAGUGAAUGAGUUAGUCUCUCACUGUGUUCUCCUGUCUCUCACUGUGUUAUCAUGUCUCUCACUGUGUUCUCCUAUCUCUCACUGUGUUCUCCUGUCUCUCACUGUGUUCUCCUGUCUCUCACUGUGUUCUCCUAUCUCUCACUGUGUUCUCCUGUCUCUCACUGUGUUCUCCUGUCUCUCACUGUGUUCUCCUAUCUCUCACUGUGUUCUCCUGUCUCUCACAGUGUUCUCCUGUCUCUCGCUGUGUUCUCCUGUCUCUCACUGUGUUCUCCUGUCUCUCACUGUGUUCUCCUGUCUCUCACUGUGUUCUCCUGUAUCUCACUGUGUUCUCCUGUCUCUCACUGUGUUCUCCUUUAUCUGUCUCCUUCUCUCCCAGCAUACAAAGGGCCAGCGCUUGGCACUGACGUUGCUGGUUUGAAAUGUGUGUUUCUAUAUCUCUCUACUGUGUCUUAGUUUGGCUUUUUACUGUUUCUCUCUCUCUCUCUCUCUCUCUACUGUUUCCAUCUCUCUACUGUUUCUUGGUUUGGCUUUAUGCUGUUUCUUUGGCUGUCCUCCGUACACUUCGCUCUGUGCAGCUUAGCGUCGACAGCUAGUUCUUAUAGCUGUACUCUCUGCAGCACCAGAUUAAGGACUAAUCAGUGAGAUAAUCAAAGAUUUUUGAUAUUGCCCAGGAAAAUGUUGAUCAUCAUCAAUCAUGUACACAUGUAUGUACCAAAUCAAUGUCUGGGCUUGUAUAGUAGAUGCUGUAUCCUACAGACUACCGAGUGCAAUAGAAGAAGAAUGCAAAGAUGCAUUCAGAUAAUUAACUGUACAUUUGAGUAGAUUGAUUCCCAGAUGGAUACAGACUAGGGCCUUAAAGCAACACCAGUAGGCUAUGUUCAUCUUACACUGAGUGACUGAGAGAAUCUCUCACAGUGUUGUUCUCCUGUCUCUCUCCUCCUUUCUUUCUGUUUUCUCUCUUAGCGUACAAGGGGCUUCCUGGCACGGACGUUGCUGGUUUGAAAUGUGUGUCAAUGUUUCUUAGAUCGUCUCUCUGCUGUUUGUUUUGGCCGUCCUCCGUACGCUUCGCUCCGCGCACCUUAGCACCGCCAGGACAUGUGUUAAUAGCUGUACUCUCUGCAGCACCAGAGUAAUGACUGUGAGAUCAGUGAGAUAAUCAAAGGUUAUCAAAAAUGCCAAGGAAAAAUAUUGAUCACGAUCAAUCAUAUGCACGUGGAUGUAUCAGACCAACAAGUAAAUGGUUGCUUUAGGCAGACUUGCUAUAGAUGUCAGCCUGGUUUUUAAUAGGCUAUCUGCUAGAAAAUACCUAAUAGCUAUUAUAUGCAUUUCUGGGCGUGUACAGUAGAUGCUGUAUCCUCUGGGGCUGUAGAGAUGCUCUUGUGGACUCGUCUCGUAUGGCUUUAGCGCUGGUGUCCAGAGUUCAGGAAGGCGACCCUACAGCACUAUGUUUUGUUUUCAGGCCUCACUUAGCCAGCUGUCACACAGCAAAUAUAGCCUUCAGACUACAGUAGAAGGAGAAUGCUCUGAUGCGUUUUAGGGCGGCAGGUAGCUUAGUGGUUAAGAGCGUUGUGCCAGUAACCAAAAGGUCGCUGGUUCUAAUCCCUGAGCCGACUAGGUGAAAAAUCUGCUGAUGUGCCAUUGAGCAAGACACUUAACCCUAAUUGCUCCUGUAAGUCGCUCUGGAUAAGAGCGUCUGCUAAAUGACAUAAAAUGAUUAACUGUAUUUUUUUUAGUAGAAUACUGUUCCCAGAUGGAUGUCUGAGUGACAAACCAGGGCCCUUAAAGCACUGAGCAGAUGUAUCAUACUGUUACUGUAUGCUUAGCUCACUGGUACACAGCACGCUCCCAUUCCCCUGACUGAUUGGCAGACAGGCCUGUCUGUGCUGGAGCGCCAUAGAUUAUAUGUGUGGCACUGAGUUUGUAGUUAUCGCCCCCUACUGGCUGUUCACUGUGCUGUAGGUAUCGCCCCCUACAGGCUAUUCACUGAGCUGUAGUUAUCGCCCCCUACUGGCUGUUCACUGUGCUGUAGUUAUCGCCCCCUACUGGCUGUUCACUGUGCUGUAGUUAUCGCCCCCUACUGGCUGUUCACUCAUCUGUAGCUAUCGCCCCCUACUGGCUGUUCACUGAGCUGUAGCUAUCGCCUCCUACUGGCUGUUCACUGAGCUGUAGCUAUCGUCCCCUACUGGCUGUUCACUGAGCUGUAGCUAUCGCCCCCUACUGGCUGCUCUUAGAACCUCAGGCUAUGGGAGGAACUAUAUCAGACUUGGGAUAUCAUAACCUUAGCAGGACCGAGUUUGGGAAACCCCGACCUAAGGAAAUGUUUGAGGGGCUCUAUGCAGCACCCUUAAACAACCCCCAUAGGUAAGGGGCAAUGAUUCCUUAAGGGAAACACUUAAUACGUUUUUUUAUGCAACCGCGCCCAGCUGUCCAUUAUAUCACCGGAAAUGGGUGUUUUGCCUACUGUGUUUCAUACCAGUAUUACCAAACAGAUGGCCACCAACACUAGGGUGCUGGAAGUGUUAUAUGUGUAUCAUCUUGACUGGCAGUGGCACCAGAAAGGAUCCAGACUCUCUUGGUUUUCUGCCAUUCAGUGUCCUACUUUGACUCUCGGCGUUGGUAUAGCAACCUACCUACCUACCUGCCUGCAGUGCUGAGACUCAUCGUUCCCUAAAAGGUUACAGAUACCUUUUCGCUGUAUUGUGCACUGUGAUAAAUUCAUAGACUGUGAAAAGUGUGGAAGAGUUUUGAAACAAAUUCUGAAACAAAAUCACCUCUAUUUUGGUGUGAUGAAUCUAUUAGUAAAAUCUUUGAUUGACAAGUAAUUUUCCUCAUCUUAUACAGUCCAUGGUUACUUCCCAAAUGGCACCCUAAUCCCUACUUAGUGCCCUAUAGGGGCCCUGGUCAAAAGUAGUGCACUACAUAGGGGAUAGGGUGCCAUUUGGGACGCCCCGUGUUCUAAAUGGUUAUCGGUGAGACCUUCCUUCCGUUCUGAAGUGUAGUACUGUGGAUAGAGAUCUGUAAGGAAACCACAGCCCUCCCUCUCUGAAGUGUAGUACUGUGGAUAGAGAUCUGUAAGGAAACCACAGCCCUCCCUCUCUGAAGUGUAGUACUGUGGAUAGAGAUCUGUAAGGAAACCACAGCCCCCUCUGUGCAGUAAAUGGUCUUCAUGUGGGCUCUUCCCAUGAUUUAACAAAUAAUCUCAACCUCACGUUCAGCCCUUGUUCUAUUUUGUUAUCAGUUGCAGACCUCCGAUUCCGCUCUGAAGUAGAAAUGUAUUUGCUGUUCCAGUAAUGGGUUUGGUAAUGGUGUUUUUUUUUACAGUAGCUGCUGGUGAAGCAGUCAGUGAACCUCACUAGCUUUUAGACGUCAUCUGAUAUCCCCAGUAGUCGCUGCCAGUGCACCCCAGCACUCCCGCGUAGACGGUCCUUCUACGGUUCUUCCCAUUGUGUUUCAGAAUUGUACAUCAGAUUUCAUUGACGGAGAGUAGUGAUGCAACAAAGGGAUGCAGGGAUGUAGCUCAGUUGAUAGAGCGUGGCGUUUGCAACGCCAGGGUUGUGGGUUCGAUUCCCACAGGGGGUAUGAAAAACAUUUAAAAAAUAAUGUAUGCACUAACUAACUGUAAGUCGCUCUGGAUAAGAGCGUCUGCUAAAUGACUAAAAUGUAAAAUGUAAAUGUAAAGGACACCACUGCCCUGUCAGUAAAGUAAAUGGUGUUUUGUGUGUGCUCUUCCCAUGGUAUUCCAUCAUUUGAUUUAUACAACGGGGUAGUUUAGAUCCUGGAUGCAGAUUUGUUAAUCCACAGGUAAUGCCUGUUUGAUACAUAUCAUAUUUCCUUGAAGGGUAGUUUGACAGAGACCUAGACCAUAUGGACUGAAUAGUGCUUUUUGCUAACAUGUGCUCACUAUGCCAACUAACAAUCACAUUUCCUUUGGACUGUUUGAUAUUGGUCUGUGGAUUGAAUAGAGUCUAUUGCUAACAAAGCAUGUAGUAUGAUGCGAUAGGGAACUAACCUCAGCACCUUCAGGAAGGGGCGUCCGUGUUGAAUUGAGGAUGAUUCUGAAUGGCCUUACUGACUGAUAACGCUUUGCUUGAAGCUUGACGGCAUAUUUUGGGAUUUGGCUUGACGUUAGGUCUUUUUCUUUCAUGACUAGCCCCUCCAGUCGCUUUGUAUGACCAUACUGCUAUAUCUUUUAUGUUCUUCUUUUUUUUGUGUGGCUUUCUGCAUACAAGGGCUGCUCCUGUCUUCUCUUCCUUGUGUCUUUCUUACUCGCAGUUAAAGUUUUGCUUUGUGUUUCAGAUUCGCUUCAUGUCUUCUUCUUCUUCUUCUUCUUCUUCUCUAUUUUUCCUUCUCCUCUCGUCCUUUUCUGUCCGCUUCUCUCCGCUACUCUCCGUCUCUCUUACCUCCCUGUUCCUGCGCUAUCCCCACUUCCUGUCCACCCCCCCCCCCCCCCCCCGUUUCCUCUGCCCCGCACCCUCCCCUGACAGACCUAUCCGAUUUCAAGAACAAUAACAAUAAUCGCCAAGCUGUCAAUCAAAAGGAUGAUCUCUCCACAGUGACCAAUGCCAUGACGGGGAUGAGCCCCUCCCCCUCUCUGUCCGCCCUGUCCAGUCGAGCCGGAUCAAUCGCCAGCCUCCACGACCGCAUCAUGUUCAGCCCCGGCAGUGAGGAGGCCAUCGAGAGACUCAAGGUGAACUGAUCACUUGAUUGAUGUAUUUAUUUAUGCAGUGAUUCAUUACAGUCAUACAUAAUUCCCCCUGUCCCACAUAUUGAACAUAGACACGGGGGGGGCACACCUUUUUGUUACACCCUCCGAUAUGAAUAUUUUUGAGAUUUCAUCAGGAAACAGAGAAGAUCAUUGCUGAGCUCAAUGAGACCUGGGAGGAGAAACUUCGCAGAACAGAAGCCAUCAGAAUGGAAAGGUGAGUAACUACCACUUCCACAUCUCUAUUUACAGUAUAGAUCUGCCUGCAGAUAGUAAGGAAAGGCCCAUACAGUCUUACAGUAUAGAUCUGCCUGCAGAUAGUAAGGAAAGGCCCAUACAGUAUCCGGCUCCAAGGACCAUGAAGAAUAGGAGACCGUUGCAUGGUUGGGGUCAAUUCGAAUUGAAUUGAGUUAAUUCAGGAAGUUAAAUUAAAUAAUAAAAAAAGGGCUUUUAUUUUUAAUAACUUUUCAAUAGUCCAAAAAGGAGAAACUAUUUAUUUCAAAAGUUUUUCAUUUUUACAUUUUAAAUUGAAAUCACUUCCUCAAUUGACUGACUUCAAUUUGAAUUGACCCCCAACCCUGGGCCAUUGUACAACUGUCCCUUCUCUUCCACAGAGAGGCCCUGCUGGCGGAGAUGGGCGUGGCCAUGAGGGAAGACGGAGGAACCGUGGGCGUGUUCUCCCCCAAGAAGGUAAGACAGCAACACAUUAACAAACAUCCUUUAACAGGUCAGCUAAUCAGGUCAGGUUAGGGUUAGGUUUAGGUUUAGGUUAGGGUUAGGUUUGGGUUAGGGUUAGUGUUAGGUUUAGGUUAGGGGUUAGUGUUAGGUUCGGUUAGGGUUAGGUUAGGGGUUAGUGUUAGGUUCGGUUAGGGGUUAGUGUUAGGUUUAGGUUAGGGGUUAGUGUUAGGUUCUGUUAGGGUUAGGUUAGGGUUAGGUUAGGGUUAGGGUUAGGGUUAGGGUUAGGUUAGGUUUAGGUUAGGGGUUAGUGUUAGGUUCGGUUAGGUUUAGGUUAGGUUUAGGUUAGGUUAGGUUAGGUUAGGUUAGGUUAGGUUUAGGUUUAGGUUUAGGUUAGGGGUUAGUGUUAGGUUCGGUUAGGGUUAGGUUAGGUUUAGGUUAAGGGUUAGUGUUAGGUUCGGUUAGGAUUAGGUUAGGGUUAGGUUAGGGGUUAGUGUUAGGUUCGGUUAGGGUUAGGUUAGGGUUAGGUUAGGGUUAGGUUAGGGUUAGGUUAGGGUUAGGUUCGGUUAGGGUUAGGUUAGGUUUGUGUUAGGUUAGGUUAGGGUUAGGUUAGGUUAGGGUUAGGUUCGGUUAGGGUUAGGUUCGGUUAGGGUUAGGUUAAGUUUAGGUUAGGGGUUAGUGUUAGGUUCGGUUAGGGUUAGGUUAGGGUUAGGUUAGGGUUAGGUUCAGUUAGGGUUAGGUUAGGUUUGUGUUAGGUUCGGUUAGGGUUAGGUUAGGGUUAGGGUUAGGUUCGGUUAGGGUUAGGUUAGGUUUAGGUUAGGGGUUAGUGUUAGGUUCGGUUAGGGUUAGGUUAGGGUUAGGUUAGGUUCGGGUUAGGUUAGGGUUAGGUUAGUGAUACUUUGCACUAGAGUGAAGUCAACAUUUGGUACGUACCUAUGUUCCUGAAUGAGCGUUCAAUGGAAAAGACAGGAAGUUCUCCCUCUGGGAUUUAUUCAACUCCGGAUGUCCUCUAUAUUUUCAGUGGUUGAGCAAGUUAAAUAGAUAUAUACGUUUUAUUUGAUGCAUUCAUGUUGAUUUACUUCCAAGCCCUCGUCAUCAGAGCAGAGCAGAAAGCCUGAGGCUGUGUUCAUAGACACAGUAGGACUGUUCUCACCCAAUGAGGUUGGUCCUUCUGGAGUGUCCAUCUUCCCAUACUGAGUGGUCUGCUCUGUCUGGAGUGUCCAUCUUCCCAUACUGAGUGGUCUGCUCUGUCUGGAGUGUCCAUCUUCCCAUACUGAGUGGUCUGCUCUGUCUGGAGUGUCCAUCUUCCCAUACUGAGUGGUUCUGCUCUGUCUGCAGUGUACUCUACUCCUCUCUGAGUGCUUCACUAGACCGUGACCUUCACAGAUCUUUCUGCUUCAACUCUCUUGUUUCUCAUUCUGUUUGAUUAAAGAGAGCAUGCAUCGACACAGGGUGUUUUGUCAGCCCAUAUUGAAAUGUCGGAAAUGUGAAUACUUUAUACCUUAUCCAGAACUUUUCAGUUCUGCAAACAUCGAAGGGUCAAGAGAAUUGGGAUAGGGGAGUGCUUUGGGACACAGCUGUGUGCCACUGAUUUCCUGCCUUUCCCCGGUAUGCCCUCCAUCUCCCAUUUCAGCAUGUAGCUCUAAUUGGAACCUGACUGUUAUGUACAGCUUUAUAGCAGGGGAGGAGAUCAACCAACUUUUUCCAUUUUCAUUAAGUCUCCUUCUCUUAAAAAAGGACUUCGAUUAAUUUAGUCUUCUCCCUUUAAACUACUUCAUUAUUCAGAGCAAACGAAGCCGUCAGUGGUCAACUCUGCUUCAAGCUUCAACCAGCAGAGUGACGUAAAACACAGAGAAGCAAAACCAUUCAGUUUAUGAAAGAUUUACAUACGUUUGUGUUAGCUAGUUCGCCAACUGUUGUUUGAUGGGUAUAAACGACUCGCAAAGAGAUGGCUAUUAAUCCCUAGGGUGUCUGACAAUUUGUAUUUCUUUAAACUCCUCAUCUCCCACCUAAAGAGGGAGUCUCUGGUUGUCCACAAUGGAACCCUGAUCCCUACAUAACGCACUAUAUGGGGCAAUAAGGUUCAAUUUGGGACGCAUCCUCUGUGCUUCUCUACAGUGGCCUUGCGAAAGUAUUCACCCCCCCACUUGGCAUUUUUCCUUUUUUUGUUGCCUUACAACCUGGAAUUAAAAUUGGUUUUUUUGGGGGGGGUUUGUAUCAUUUGAUUUACACAACAUGCCUACCACUUUGAAAUGCAACAUGUUUUUUUUUGUGUGUGACACAAACAAGAAAUAAGACCAAAAUAAAAACAGAACUUGAGCGUGCAUAACUAUUCACCCCCCCCCAAAGUCAAUACUUUGUAGAGCCACCUUUUGAAGCAAUUACAGCUGCAAGUCUCUUGGGGUAUGUCUCUGUAAGCUUGGCAUAUCUAGCCACUGGGAUUUUUUUGCCCAUUCUUCAAGGCAAAACUGCUCCAGCUCCUUCAAGUUGGAUGGGUUCCGCUGGUGUACAGCAAUCUUUAAGUCAUACCACAGAUUCUCAAUUGGAUUGAGGUCUGGGCUUUGACUAGGCCAUUCCAAGACAUUUAAAUGUUUCCCCUUAAACCACUCUAGUGUUGUUUUAGCAGUAUGCUUAGGGUCAUUGUCCUGCUGGAAAGUGAACCUCCGUCCCAGUCUCAAAUCUCUGGAAGACUGAAACAGGUUUCCCUCAAGAAUUUCCCUGUAUUUAGCGCCAUCCAUCAUUCCUUCAAUUCUGACCAGUUUCCCAGUCCCUGCCGACGAAAAACAUCCCCACAGCAUGAUGCUGCCACCACCAUGCUUCACUGUGGGGAUGGUGUUCUCGGGGUGAUGAGAGGUGUUGGGUUUGCGCCAGACAUAGCGUUUUCCUUGAUGGCCAAAAAGCUCAAUUUUAGUCUCAUCUGACCAGAGUACCUUCUUCCAUAUGUUUGGGGAGUCUCCCAGAUGCCUUUUGGCAAACACCAAACGUGUUUGCUUAUUUUUUCUUUAAGCAAUAGCUUUUUUCUGGCCACUCUUCUGUAAAGCCCAGCUCUGUGGAGUGUACGGCUUAAAGUGGUCCUAUGGACAGAUACUCCAAUAUCCGCUGUGGUGCUUUGCAGCUCCUUCAGGGUUAUCUUUUGUCUCUUUGUUGCCUCUUUGAUUAAUGCCUUCCUUGCCUGGUCCGUGAGUUUUGGUGGGCGUCCCUCUCUUGGCAGUUUGUUGUGGUGCCAUAUUCUUUCAAUUUUUUAAUAAUGGAUUUAAUGGUGCUCCGUGGGAUGUUCAAAGUUUCUGAUAUUUUUUUAUAACCCAACCCUGAUCUGUACUUCUCAACAACUUUGUCCCUGACCUGUUUGGAGAGUGGGGAGAACAACUAUUUGAUACACUGACGAUUUUGCAGGUUUUCCUACUUACAAAGCAUGUAGAGGUCUGUACUUUUUAUCAUAGGUACACUUCAACUGUGAGAGACGGAAUCUAAAACAAAAAUCCAGAAAAUCACAUUGUAUGAUUUUUAAGUAAUUAAUUUGCAUUUAAUUGCAUGACAUAAGUAUUUGAUCACCUACCAACCAUUAAGAAUUCCAGCUCUCACAGACCUGUUAGUUUUUCUUUAAGAAGCCCUCCUGUUCUCCACUCAUUACCUGUAUUAACUGCACCUGUUUGAACUCGUUACCUGUAUAAAAGACACCUGUCCACACACUCAAUCAAACAGACUCCAACCCCUCCACAAUGGCCAAGACCAGAGAGCUGUGUAUGGACAUCAGGGAUAAAAUUGUAGACCUGCACAAGGCUGGGAUGGGCUACAGGACAAUAGGCAAGCAGCUUGGUGAGAAGGCAACAACUGUUGGCGCAAUUUUUAGAAAAUGGAAGAAGUUCAAGAUGACGGUCAAUCACCCUCGGUCUGGGGCUCCAUGCAAGAUCUCACCUCGUGGGGCAUCAAUGAUCAUGAGGAAGGUGAGGGAUCAGCCCAGAACUACACAGCAGGACCUGGUCAAUGACCUGAAGAGAGCUGGGACCACAGUCUCAAAGAAAACCAUUAGUAACACAUUACGCCGUCAUGGAUUAAAAUCCUGCAGCGCACGCAAGGUCCCCCUGCUCAAGCCAGCGCAUGUCUAGGCCUGUCUGAAGUUUGCCAAUGACCAUCUGGAUGAUCCAGAGGAGGAAUGGGAGAAGGUCAUGUGGUCUGAACCCAAAAGAAAAUCUUUGGAGGGAGCUGAAAGUCCGUAUUGCCCAGCGACAGCCCCGAAACCUGAAUGAUCUGGAGAAGGUCUGUAUGGAGGAGUGGGCCAAAAUCCCUGCUGCAGUGUGUGCAAACCUGGUGAAGACCUACAGGAAACGUAUGAUCUCUGUAAUUGCAAACAAAGGUUUCUGUACCAAAUAUUAAGUUCUGCUUUUCUGAUGUAUCAAAUACUUAUGUCAUGCAAUAAAAUGCAAAUUAAUUACUUAAAAAUCAUACAAUGUGAUUUUCUGGAUUUUUGUUUUAGAUUCCAUCUCUCACAGUUGAAGUGUACCUAUGAUAAAAAUUACAGACCUCUACAUGCUUUGUAAGUAGGAAAACCCGCAAAAUCGGCAGUGUAUCAAAUACUUGUUCUCCCCACUGUAUAUACUGAGAUCAUGUGACAGAUCAUGUGACACUUAGAUUGCACACAGGUGGACUUUAUUUAACUAAUUAUGUGACUUCUGAAGGUAAUUGGUUGCACCAGAUCUUAUUUAGGGGCUUCAUAGCAAAGGGGGUGAAUACAUAUGCACGCACCACUUUUCUGUUAUUUAUUUUUUUGCUUUUUUGCUUUUUCAUUUCACUUCACCAAUUUGGACUAUUUUGUGUAUGUAAAUAAAAAUCCAUUUAAAUUACAGGUUGUAAUGCAACAAAAUAGGAAAAACGGCAAGGGGGAUGAAUACUUUUGCAAGGAACUGUAUACAAAACCUUGCAGAGAGAGCCUGUCCAACUGACAAUCUCUUUGAAAAAAAUAUAAACUAUUGGAACAAAGAUUUUAAAAUAACUGAUGUUGGCACAAGAUGGAGGGAAAUUUGGAGCGUAACAAAAUUACAGGUAACGAAAAUGUGCACAAUUCUACAGCACAACGGCAGAGUCAUGUCUCAAGUAUAAAACUAACUGUAACUCAAUAAUCCAUGCUUUCUGGGAACGCUAUAAAGUCCUAAAGUUAUGGGCGGAGUUAGAAAGCUGGCUGUCAGAAGUAUUACAAUGUAAAUGUACUUUUAAUUAAUCUUUCUGAAUAUUUCAAUACAUGUCAUAUGGGGGUGCAUUGAGAUACCCAAUGGGUAUCUCAUCACUCAUUUUGAAAAAAAAACGUAUACUUAAAAAACUUGGAAAUCAAUUCGCCAUCAUUAACACAAUGGAAUUUCAUUGAUUAUUGAAAUAUUGAAAUAGCAUGGGCGACAGAGAAAAACAAAUGGAAUACAAUUUAAGGACAAACAAUAAUGCAGACACUAGGGAUGGGUGUGUGUGAGCGCGCGGGUCGGGGCAGAGGAGAUGCAGUCAUUGUUUGUUUGCGCCUGUAAGUUAUUGUUCAAGAUGUAGAAGUUUGUAUAUGGAGUAAAAAUAAACAAUAAAACCAAAACAUGAAAUUAGGUUUAACAAAUAAUAUGACCACAUUUGAUACAUUAGAUGAGACAACAGGUAAAUUAAGUCCUAUGUGAACCCAUAAUAACCCUCCCUUCUGUAGACUCCUCACCUGGUGAACCUCAACGAGGACCCCCUGAUGUCAGAGUGCCUGCUGUACUACAUCAAAGAUGGCAUCACCAAGUAAGAGAGAUGUUUUUUUUUUUUUUGUCGUUUGAGCAGACGCUCUUAUCCAGAGCGACUUACAGAAGCAAUUAGGGUUAAGCGCCUUGCUCAAGGGCACAUGGACAGAUUUUUCACCUAGUCGGCUCGGGGAUUAGGACCAGCGACCUUGUUAUAAGAAUGUAUGAGGCUUAACAAUGGCUUAUAUGCUAUGUUAUGUAUCUUUAUGUAGAAUAUCACAAAUUCGUACAAUACCCUGACAUUAGCUCCUUUCUUUCCCAGGGUUGGUCGUGUGGACGCCAGCAGCAGACAGGACAUUGUCCUCAGUGGUCACUUCAUCAAGGACGAACACUGUACCUUCACCUCCACAACGGGACCCAUGGGAGAAGGUGAGAUAUUGGAUCCUUCUGGGCGUCAUGCUUUGGUUUAGUGAUCUGGUUGAGAGGCUGGGAGUGUUUUUAAUCGUUCAUGUGGAUACUGUCCCCGCGGCACAAUUCUCUAUUAUUUUCCUUAAAGAGCACCAUCUUACUUGGAUUGAAAAGCAAGCAUAGGAUUGGUGUAGGAGACCAUGCACAAACGCACACUUCAGGGAAAAGGGUGGAUAAUUAAGAUAUAAUAAUAAUAAAAUGCCAUUUAGCAGACGCUUUUAUCCAAAGCGCCUUACAGUCUUGUGCGCAUACAUUUUUACGUAUGGGUGGUCCCGGGGAUCGAACCCACUACCCUGGCGUUACAAGCGCCGUGCUCUACCAGCUGAGCUAUAGAGGACCACGGGCAGUGUCUCUGACGGAGUACAUCCCUCCCUCUGUCUGUCUCCCUUCUCCCCCAGUAGCAGUCACCCUGGAGCCCUGUGAGGGAGCUGAGACCUACGUCAACGGGAAGAGGGUCACAGAGGCUACAGUCCUCAAAUCAGGUGGGUCAACUAUCUGAUCGCACUCCCGCUCUCGCACCUCGUCACUCCGAUCGCCUCUACGUCGCGGCACCAGAACGCACCACCCAGAGUGCAAGAUCUCACGACAGAUGCCACUCCCGCGAAAGACCGUGAGACGAGAGAGCGAGACGAGAAAGAAACACACUCCCCCAGAGCAGAGGCGCGAUAUAGAUAGCCGCUGCUAGAAUAGAGCUCUCUCGCUCUCUCUCUCUCACUCAUCCUCUCUCUCACUCACUUUCAUCCCUCCGCUCUCUCUCUCUCUCUCUUUUCUCUCUCUUUUCCUGAGAUCUCCUCUAGACUUUCCCACUGAAUUUCUCCUGCUUCUCUUUUGUUCUUGUAACAUUCUUCACUUCUAUCCAGACAUUUGUACCUGUCACUGAAUGCUUUUUAAAAUGUCUCUCUCUCUGCUUUUUGGAUCAACCCUUCCUCCAGGGAACCGCAUUAUCCUGGGUAAGAGCCAUGUGUUCCGGUUCAACCACCCAGAGCAGGCGCGCCAGGAGCGGGAGAGGACACCCUGCGUUGACACCCCCGUGGAGCCGGUGGAUUGGGCCUUCGCACAGAGAGAACUGCUGGACAAACAGGGCAUCGACAUGAAGCAGGAGAUGGACCAGAGGUGAGAGAGGAGAAGGGCAGGAAAGAGGCUAGUCAUUACUGUAAGACAGAGGAGAGGGUUCAGAGGUGAGUGAGGGUGAGCUGAGAUCUGUGGUUGUGAGUGAGAGAGAGUUGAGAUGACAUCUGUGGUUGUGAGUGAGAGAGAGUUGAGAUGACAUCUGUGGUUGUGAGUGAGAGAGAGUUGACAUGACAUCUGUGGUUGUGAGUGAAGGAGGUUGACAUGACAUCUGUGGUUUGUCUGUCUACAGGCUUCAGGAGCUGGAAGAUCAGUAUCGCAAAGAGAGAGAAGAGACACACAACCUCCUGGAACAGCAGAGGCUGGUGAGACCUAUUCACAAACGGACAAAGGCCAGAAAUGGACAAGAUCAUCAAAAAUAUUCACAUUUUGUUUAACAUUGAGUCUGAGUCUGAAUUACGUUGAGUCUGAAUCUUUUAUAGUAAAGCUUGAUCAUGUGACCAUUUCCACAGGAUUAUGAGAGCAAGCUGGAAGCCCUUCAGAAACAGGUGGACCGCUACUACCCUGAGGUAGCAGGAGAGGAAGAGGAGGAGCCUGAGGAGGAAGGUACAUCAUUGGUUACUGACUUUUAUUUAUACUACAUGGCCAAGAGUAUGUGGACUCCUGCUCGUUCCAAAAUCAUGGGCAUUAAUAUGGAGUUGGUCCCCCCCCUUUGCUGCUAUAACAGCCUCACUCUUCUGGGAAGGCUUUCCACUAGAUGUUGGAACAUUGCUGCAGGGACUUGCUUCCAUUCAGCCACAAGAGCAUUAGUGAGGUCAUGUUGGGCGAUUAGGCCUGGCUCGCAGUCGGCGUUCCAAUUCAUCCCAAAGGUGUUUAAAAGGGGUUGAGGUCAGGGCUCUAUGCAGGCCAGUCAAGUUCUUCCACACCGGUAUCGACAAACCAUUUCUGUAUGGACCUCGCUUUGUGCAAGGGGGCAUUGUCAUGCUGAAACAGGAAAGGGCCUUCCCCAAACUGUUGCCACAAAGUCGGAAGCACAGAAUCGUCUAAAAUGUCAUUGUAUGCUGUAGCGUUAAGAUUUCCCUUCACUGGAACUAAGGGGCCUAGCCCAAACCAUGAAAAACAGCCCCAGACCAUUACUAUGCAUUGGGACAGGUAGCGUUCUCCUGGCAUCCGCCAAUCCCAGAUUUGUCCGUCGGACUGCCAGAUGGUGAAGCGUGAUUCAUCACUCCAGAGAACGCAUUUCCAAUGCUUCAGAGGCCAAUGAGCUUGUGUUGCCUACAACUUUGCGGCUGAGCCGUUGUUGCUCUUAGACGUUUCCACUUCACAAUAACAGCACUUACAGUUGACCGGGGCAGCUCUAGCAGGGCAGAAAUUUGACAAACUGACUUGUUGGAAAGGUGGUAUCCUAUGACGGUGCCACGUUGAAAGUCACUGAUCUCUUCAGUAGAGCCAUUCUACUGCCAGUGUUUUAUCUAUGGAGAUUGCAUGGCUGUGUGCUCAAUAUUAUACACCUGUCAGCAACGGGUGUGACUGAAAAUAGCUGAAUCCACUAAUUUGAAGGGGUGUCCACAUACUUUUAGUGUAUGACAAUCUGCAUGUUUGAAGACAUUGGCCCUGCGCAAGGCUCUGCUGAUCUAUAAAUUACAUUCAAAUAGCUGCUCAUUAUGUGAUCAAGAUCCUGCCCUGCUCAUGUCUAUCCCCUUGUAUGUACAGUAUAUAUAUAUAUAUAUAUAUCUCCUUGUGUUGAUGUUGAGCUCAGUGAGACCUGGAUGUUUGGUCACCUUGUUGUACCCUCUGCGCUCCACAGUGCAGUGGACGGAGAGGGAGACGGAGUUAGCCCUGUGGGGUUUCAGGAAAUGGCGCUGUUACCAGUUCACCUCCCUCAGAGACCAGCUGUGGGGAAACGCCAUCUUCCUCAAGGAGGCUAACGCCAUCAGCGUGGAACUCAAGAAGAAGGUUUGAGAACGUUCAGCAUGUUUUGUAUCACCACAGAAGCAUAACUUCUGUUUUUGUUUUCUUUCAAAUGCUUUGAGUGUUUGAUUGAGUCUGUCUGGAAUGCCAGAUGGGGUGAUGUUCGCUAAUACAAUUUGAACACAGGUCCGCUGUGUUGUACUAACCCUGUGCCUGCCACCCCCCCAAACCCCCAAACCCCCCCCCCCGCCAGGUCCAGUUCCAGUUUGUGCUGCUGACCGACACCCUGUACUCCCCCCUGCCCACUGACCUGAUGCCCCCUGAGGCAGCAAAGGACAGAGCGACCCGCCCGUUCCCCAGGACCAUCGUAGCUGUGGAGGUACAGGACCAGAAGAACGGGGCCACACACUGCUGGACCCUGGACAAACUCAGGUACUGUAGUAUUCUGUACUAAGCCAGAUCCCAGGUUUAGUAGUCCAUGUGGGAUAAUUACACCGAACAAAAAUAUAAACGCAACAUGCAACAUUUCAACGAUUACAGUUCAUAUAAGGAAAUCAGUCAAUUGAAAUACAUUCAUUAGGCCCUAAUCUAUGGGCAGGGGUGCAGCCACUGGUGAGCCAGGCCCGGCCAAUCAGAAUGAGUUUUUCCCCCACAAAAGGGCUUUCUUACAGACAGAAAUACUCCUCAGUUUCAUCAGCUGUCCGGGUGGCUGGUCUCAGAUGAUCCCGCAGGUGAAGAAGCCGGAUGUGGAGGUCCUGGGUUGGCGUGGUUACACGUGGUCUGUGGUUGUGAGGCCGGUUGGACGUACUGCCAAAUUCUCUAAAACGACAUUGGAGGCGGCUUAUGGUAGAGAAAUGAAAAUUUAAUUAUCUGGCAACAGCUCUGCUCUGGUGGACAUUCCUGCAGUCAGCAUGGCAAUUGCACGCUCCGUCAAAAUUUGAGACAUCUGUGGCAUUGUGUUGUGUGAAAUAACAUGUAGCCUGCACUAGGUCUAAUCCCAGUCUAUUUAGUCCUGUAACAUGUAGCCUGCACUAGGUCUAAUCCCAGUCUAUUUAGUCCUGUAACAUGUAGCCUGCACUAGGUCUAAUCCCAGUCUAUUUAGUACAGUAACAUGUAGCCUGCACUAGGUCUAAUCCCAGUCUAUUUAGUCCUGUAACAUGUAGCCUGCACUAGGUCUAAUCCCAGUCUAUUUAGUACUGUAACAUGUAGCCUGCACUAGGUCUAAUCCCAGUCUAUUAGUCCUGUAACAUGUAGCCUGCACUAGGUCUAAUCCCAGUCUAUUUAGUCCUGUAACAUGUAGCCUGCACUAGGUCUAAUCCCAGUCUAUUUAGUCCUGUAACAUGUAGCCUGCACUAGGUCUAAUCCCAGUCUAUUUAGUACUGUAACAUGUAGCCUGCACUAGGUCUAAUCCCAGUCUAUUUAGUCCUGUAACAUGUAGCCUGCACUAGGUCUAAUCCCAGUCUAUUUAGUCCUGUAACAUGUAGCCUGCACUAGGUCUAAUCCCAGUCUAUUUAGUCCUGUAACAUGUAGCCUGCACUAGGUCUAAUCCCAGUCUAUUUAGUCCUGUAACAUGUAGCCUGCACUAGGUCUAAUCCCAGUCUAUUUAGUCCUGUAACAUGUAGCCUGCACUAGGUCUAAUCCCAGUCUAUUUAGUACUGUAACAUGUAGCCUGCACUAGGUCUAAUCCCAGUCUAUUUAGUACUGUAACAUGUAGCCUGCACUAGGUCUAAUCCCAGUCUAUUUAGUACUGUAACAUGUAGCCUGCACUAGGUCUAAUCCCAGUCUAUUUAGUCCUGUAACAUGUAGCCUGCACUAGGUCUAAUCCCAGUCUAUUUAGUCCUGUAACAUGUAGCCUGCACUAGGUCUAAUCCCAGUCUAUUUAGUACUGUAACAUGUAGCCCUGCACUAGGUCUAAUCCCAGUCUAUUUAGUCCUGUAACAUGUAGCCUGCACUAGGUCUAAUCCCAGUCUAUUUAGUACUGUAACAUGUAGCCUGCACUAGGUCUAAUCCCAGUCUAUUUAGUACUGUAACAUGUAGCCUGCACUAGGUCUAAUCCCAGUCUAUUUAGUCCUGUAACAUGUAGCCUGCACUAGGUCUAAUCCCAGUCUAUUUAGUACUGUAACAUGUAGCCUGCAGUAGGUCUAAUCCCAGUCUAUUUAGUACUGUAACCUGUAGCCUGCACUAGGUCUAAUCCCAGUCUAUUUAGUCCUGUAACCUGUAGCCUGCACUAGGUCUAAUCCCAGUCUAUUUAGUACUGUAACAUGUAGCCUGCACUAGGUCUAAUCCCAGUCUAUUUAGUACUGUAACAUGUUGCCUGCACUAGGUCUAAUCCCAGUCUAUUUAGUACUGUAACCUGUAGCCUGCACUAGGUCUAAUCCCAGUCUAUUUAGUCCUGUAACAUGUAGCCUGCACUAGGUCUAAUCCCAGUCUAUUUAGUCCUGUAACCUGUAGCCUGCACUAGGUCUAAUCCCAGUCUAUUUAGUCCUGUAACAUGUAGCCUGCACUAGGUCUAAUCCCAGUCUAUUUAGUACUGUAACAUGUAGCCUGCACUAGGUCUAAUCCCAGUCUAUUUAGUACUGUAACAUGUAGCCUGCACUAGGUCUAAUCCCAGUCUAUUUAGUACUGUAACAUGUAGCCUGCACUAGGUCUAAUCCCAGUCUAUUUAGUCCUGUAACAUGUAGCCUGCACUAGGUCUAAUCCCAGUCUAUUUAGUACUGUAACAUGUAGCCUGCACUAGGUCUAAUCCCAGUCUAUUUAGUCCUGUAACAUGUAGCCUGCACUAGGUCUAAUCCCAGUCUAUUUAGUCCUGUAACAUGUAGCCUGCACUAGGUCUAAUCCCAGUCUAUUUAGUCCUGUAACAUGUAGCCUGCACUAGGUCUAAUCCCAGUCUAUUUAGUCCUGUAACAUGUAGCCUGCACUAGGUCUAAUCCCAGUCUAUUUAGUCCUGUAACCUGUAGCCUGCACUAGGUCUAAUCCCAGUCUAUUUAGUCCUGUAACAUGUAGCCUGCACUAGGUCUAAUCCCAGUCUAUUUAGUCCUGUAACAUGUAGCCUGCACUAGGUCUAAUCCCAGUCUAUUUAGUCCUGUAACAUGUAGCCUGCACUAGGUCUAAUCCCAGUCUAUUUAGUACUGUAACAUGUAGCCUGCACUAGGUCUAAUCCCAGUCUAUUUAGUACUGUAACAUGUAGCCUGCACUAGGUCUAAUCCCAGUCUAUUUAGUCCUGUAACAUGUAGCCUGCACUAGGUCUAAUCCCAGUCUAUUUAGUCCUGUAACCUGUAGCCUGCACUAGGUCUAAUCCCAGUCUAUUUAGUACUGUAACCUGUAGCCUGCACUAGGUCUAAUCCCAGUCUAUUUAGUCCUGUAACAUGCAGCCUGCACUAGGUCUAAUCCCAGUCUAUUUAGUCCUGUAACAUGUAGCCUGCACUAGGUCUAAUCCCAGUCUAUUUAGUCCUGUAACAUGUAGCCUGCACUAGGUCUAAUCCCAGUCUAUUUAGUCCUGUAACAUGUAGCCUGCACUAGGUCUAAUCCCAGUCUAUUUAGUCCUGUAACCUGUAGCCUGCACUAGGUCUAAUCCCAGUCUAUUUAGUCCUGUAACAUGUAGCCUGCACUAGGUCUAAUCCCAGUCUAUUUAGUACUGUAACAUGUAGCCUGCACUAGGUCUAAUCCCAGUCUAUUUAGUCCUGUAACAUGUAGCCUGCACUAGGUCUAAUCCCAGUCUAUUUAGUCCUGUAACAUGUAGCCUGCACUAGGUCUAAUCCCAGUCUAUUUAGUCCUGUAACAUGUAGCCUGCACUAGGUCUAAUCCCAGUCUAUUUAGUACUGUAACAUGUAGCCUGCACUAGGUCUAAUCCCAGUCUAUUUAGUCCUGUAACAUGUAGCCUGCACUAGGUCUAAUCCCAGUCUAUUUAGUCCUGUAACAUGUAGCCUGCACUAGGUCUAAUCCCAGUCUAUUUAGUACUGUAACAUGUAGCCUGCACUAGGUCUAAUCCAGUCUAUUUAGUACUGUAAAAUGUAGCCUGCACUAGGUCUAUACCAGUCUAUGUAGUAGCUGUAACAUGUAGCCUGCACUAGGUCUCAUCCCGGUAUUAGCCCUGUAACAUAGUGGUCCAUACAAUGCCCUGGGACACACCACAUUGUGUCUUUUUCAAACAGAAUUUGCUGUGUGUAUCCAUGGAGAGACACGCACAUUGUGAACAUUUGUGAAAUAAUAUGAUUACAUAUCUCAGAAAUGACAAAUGUGUAUAUGUUACAAUAAUCUACACUAUAUGUUAUAGAAGCAUAGUCUUAAAGAUCAUAUAGAUCUCUCUCAGAUGUAUCUUAAUAUAUGUAUAUGAAUUAUCAUUCUCUCUCUCUGUCUCUCUCUCUCUCUCUCGCUGUCUCUCUCGCUCUCUCUCUCUCUCUCCUCUCUCUGUCUCUCUCUCUUUCUCUCUCUCUCUCUCUUCUCUCUCUAUCUUCUCUCUCUUGUCUAUUCGUGUCCGUGUCUCUCUGGUCCCCCUGCAGCGCGUCUGCCUGAUGAGAGAGUGUGACGAGCAGCGAGUUCCACAGCCCAUAGCGCUCGCACCCCCUUCUACACCGCUUCCUCCUGGUUCCGUCUGGCGCAGUACAGUACAUGACAUCCUGGUCAAGCAUGUCAGACAGAACAUACCGAACACUACAUAAUACUCCUGGAUACUCCAGACACUACGGGAACACUGACCAGACACUACCAUGAUACUACCGGAGUCACACCAGACACACCAUGAAACUGUAAACCCUACCAGAACACUACAAAACACUCCAUGGAUUACCAUACUACCAGGAACAUCCCAAACCUACCAGAAUUACCAGAACACACCAUAAUACUACCAGAACACUACCAUAAUACCAUGAUACACCAUAAUACUACCAGAAUCUACCAGAACAUACCAGAUACUAGAAAACCAGAACACUACCAUGAUAUACAUGAUACCAUAAUACUACCAGAUACUACCAUGAACUACAUAAUACCAUGAACACUACCAAACACUACCAGAUACUACAUAAUACUACCAUGAUACUACCAUGAUACUACCAUAAUAAUACCAUAAUACUACCAAAUACCUACCAGAUACUAUAAUACUACCAAAACACUACCAUAAUACUACCAGAACACUACCAGAACUCUACCAGAAACUAUCGAAACUACAGAACACUACCAAAACACUACCAUGAUACUACCAAAAUACCAUGAUACUACCAUAAACACCAGAACACUACCAUGAUACUACCAUGAUACUACCAUAACACCAAACUACCAUAACCUACCAGAACACUCCCAAUAACACUACCAUGAACAAACCAAAACACUACAUUAUACUACCAGAACACUACCAAAACACUACCAGAACACUACCAUGAUACUACCAUAAUACUACCAUAAUACUACCAUGAUACUAUCAUAAUACUACCAUGAUACUACCAUAAUACUACCAGAACACUACCAGAACUCUACCAGAACACUAUCAGAACACUACCAGAACACUACCAAAACACUACCAUGAUACUACCAUAAUUAUACCAUGAUACUACCAUAAUACUACCAGAACACUACCAUGAUACUACCAUGAUACUACCAUAAUACUACCAAAACACUACCAUGAUACUACCAGAACACUACAAUAACACUACCAUGAUACUACCAGAACACUACAUUAAUACUGCCAGAACACUACCAAAACACUACCAGAACACUACCAUGAUACUACCAUAAUACUACCAUGAUACUACCAAAACACUACCAUGAUACUACCAGAACACUACCAUAACACUACCAGAACACUACCAGAACACUAACAAAACACUACCAUAAUACUACCAUGAUACUACCAGAACACUACCAUAAUACUACCAUAAUACUACCAUAAUACUUCCAUAAUACUGCCAUAAUACUACCAGAACACUACCGUAAUACUACCAUAAUACUACCAGAACAUUACCAGAACACUACCAUAAUACUAUCAGAACACUACCAUGAUACUACCAUAAUACUACCAUAAUACUACCAGAACACUACCAUAAUACUACCAUAAUACAACCAUGAUACUACCAGAACACUACCAUAAUACUAUCAGAACACUACCAUAAUACUACCAUAAUACUACCAGAACACUACCAAAACACUACCAUAAUACUACCAUGAUACUACCAGAACACUACCAUAAUACUACCAUAAUACUACCAGAACACUACCAUAAUACUACCAUAAUACUACCAGAACACUACCAGAACACUACCAUAAUACUAUCAUGAUACUACCAGAACACUACCAGAACACUAACAAAACACUACCAUAAUACUACCAUGAUACUACCAGAACACUACCAUAAUACUACCAUGAUACUACCAGAACACUACCAUAAUACUACCAUAAUACUACCAUAAUACUACCAGAACACUACCAGAACACUACCAUAAUACUACCAUGAUACUACCAGAACACUACCAGAACACUACCAGAACACUACCAAAACACUACCAUAAUACUACCAUGAUACUACCAGAACACUACCAUAAUACUACCAUGAUACUACCAGAACACUACCAGAACAAUACCAGAACACUACCAAAACACUACCAUAAUACUACCAGAACACUACCAAAACACUACCAUGAUACUACCAGAACACUACCAGAACACUACCAGAGCACUACCAGAACACUACCAGAACACUACCAAAACACUACCGUGGCAGAGGUACACUAGUGAAGAUCUCAUCACACAUUAACCCCAGCAGGUACAUAGUCCAUGGUUCACAUCAACCCCAGCACGUUCACAGUCCAUGGUUCUAUAGAACAGCAUAAAGGAAACAGGGAAGGGUAGUGCGUACGUCCAAGUACAUCACUGGGGCCAAGCUUCCUGCCAUCCAGGACCUACAGUUCCAGUCAAAGUUUGGACACACCUACUCAUUUAAUAGUUUUUCUUUAUUUGUACUAUUUGUUACAUUGUAGAAUAAUAGUGAAGACAUCAGAACUAUGAAAUAACACAUAUGGAAUCAUGUAGUAACCAAAAAAGUGUUAAACAAAUCAAAAUAUAUGUUACAUUGGAGAUUCUUCAAAUAGCCACCCUUUGCCUUGAUGACAACUUUGCAGACUCUUGGCAUUCUCUCAACCAGCUUCACCUGGAAUGCUUUUCCAACAGUCUUGAAGGAGUUCCCACAUAUGCUGAGCACUUGUUGGCUGUUUUUCCUUCACUCUGCGGUCCGAUUCAUCCCAAACCAUCUCAAUUGGGUUGAGGUCGGGUGAUUGUGGAGGCCAGGUCAUCUGAUGCAGCACUUCAUUACUCUCCUUCUUGGUAAAAUAGCCCUUACACAGCCUGGAGGUGUGUUGGGUCAUUGUCCUGUUGAAAAACAAAUGAUAGUCCCACUAAGCCCAAACCAGAUGGGAUGGCGUAUCGCUGCAGAAUGCUGUGGUAGCCAUGCUGGUUAAGUGUGUCUUGAAUUCUAAAUAAAUCACAGACAGUGUCACCAGCAAAGCACCCCCACACAAUAACACCUCCUCCUCCAUGCUUUACGGUGGGAAAUACACAUGCGGAGAUCAUCCAUUCACCCACACUGCGUCUCACAAAGACACGGUGGUUGGAACCAAAAAUCUCCAAUUUGGACUCCAGACCAAAGGACAAAUGUCCACCGGUCUAAUGUCCAUUGCUUGUGUUUCUUGGCCCAAGCAAGUCUCUUCUUCUUAUUGGUGUCCUUUAGUAGUUCUUUCUUUGCAGCAAUUCGACCAUGAAGGCCUGAUUCACACAGUCUCCUCUGAACAGUUGAUGUUGAGAUGUGUCUGUUACUUGAAAUCUGUGAAGCAUUUAUUUGGGCUGCAAUCUGAGGUGCAGUUAACUCUAAUGAACUUAUCCUCUGCAGCAGAGGUAACUCUGGGUCUUCCUUUCCUGUCGCGGUCCUCAUGAGAGCCAGUUUCAUCAUAGCGCUUGAUGGUUUUUGCAACUGCACUUGAAGAAACGUUCAAAGUUCUUGUAUUGACUAACCUUCAUGUCUUAAAGUAAUGAUGGACUGUCGUUUCUCUUUGCUUAUUUGAGCUGUUCUUGCCAUGAUAUGGACUUGGUCUUUUACCAAUUAGGGCUGUCUUCUGUAUACCCCCCCUACAUUUUACAUUUUACAUUUUAGUCAUUUAGCAGACACUCUUAUCCAGAGCGACUUACAGUUAGUGAGUGCGGACAUUUUUUUCAUACAUUGUCACAACACAACUGAUUGGCUCAAACGCAUUAAGAAGGAAAGAAAUUCCACAAAUUAACUUUUAAGAAGGCACACCUGUAAAUUGAAAUGUAUUCCAGGUGACUUCCUCAUGAAGCUGGUUGAGAGAAUGCCAGGAGUGUGCAAAGCUGUCAUCAAGGCAAAGGGUGGCUAUUUGAAGAAUCUCAAUUACAAAAUAUAUUUAGAUUGGUUUAAACCCUUUUUUGUUACUACAUGAUUCCAUAUGUGUUAUUUCAUAGUUUUGAUGUCUUCACUAGUAUUCUACAAUGUAAAAAAUAGUAAAAAUAAAGAAAAAACGUUGAAUGAGUAGGUGUGUCCAAGCUGUUGACUGGUACUGUAUAUGCUAGGUGGUGUCAGAGGAAGGCCCCAAAAAUUGUCAAAGACUCCAGUCACCCAAGUCAUAGACUGUUCUCUCUGCUACCGCACGGCAAACGGUACCGGAGCACCAAGUCUAGGUCCUGAACAGCUUCCCCUCCCCCCCUUUGUUUUUACAUUUUAGUAAUUGAACAGACUCUCUUAUCCAGAGCAACUUACAGGAGCAAUUAGGGUUAAGUGCCUUGCUCAAGGGCACAUCGACAGAUUUUUCACCUAGUCGGCUCAGGGAUUAGAACCAGUGACCUUUCGGUUACUGGCACAACGCUCUUAACCACUAAGCUACCUGCCGCCCCAUUUUUACACUGCUGCUACUCUCUGUUUAUUAUCUAUGUAUAGUCACCUUACCCCUCCCUACAUGUACAAAUUACCUCGACUAACCUGUACCCCCGCACAUUGACUCGGUACCAGUACCCCCUGUAUAUAGCCUCAUUGUUGUUAUUUUAUUGUGUUAUUUUUUUUUUUUUACUUUAGUUUAUUUAAACUCUAUUUCUUGAACUGCAUUGUUUGUUAAAGGCUUGUAAGUAAGCAUUUCACGGUAAGGUCUACACCUGUUGUAUUCGGCGCAUGUCACAAAUACAAUUUGAUUAGAUUUGAACCUCUCCUCUAGCAGUCAUUGAUAGAUGCCUUUAGUAGAUCAACCAGUCUUCCAUAUGAACCUGAAGGGACCCAUUGGUCAUGUUCAUUAAGGGCACACUGUAGCGAAAACGUUGACAUUGUAACUCUUUGUUUCCUUUCCGUUUCGGACCAUUUUUCUUCCAUUUCGUGCCUGGUGAACAUGACCGAGGUUUUCUACAGCUGAACUGCUCCCCUACCUAUUCCUCCAUCUAGACCUACCAGUGUGUUUCUAUCUGUUUUAGUCCACUUUCUAACUUACUUCCCAUGUUUCUGGCUGCACCCCCCCCCCCCCCCUACCAGCAACCCCCUUUUCAACGUGUGCAUGAGCGAGCGCAUGAGUGAUCCCACUCCCUCCCCCACCCUCUCCACCUCCGAGCUAACUGAGCUGGCUGACGCUCGGCCGGAAGGGCGAGGAGGGGAGGAGGAGUUGGAGGCUUUGGAGGAUCUGGACGAUGAUAUCUUUUUGGACGACCCGUGCUCGGAGCUCGGGGAUGAUGAUGAUGAUGAUGAUGAUGAUGAUGAGGGAGAGCUGUGCCGAGGCGGCUCCAGCGAAGGCCUGGAUCCCUUUUAUGACCGCUCUCCGUUAUUCAGUGUAGUGGGAAGGUUGGUGAGGUUUCAGGAGCAUGCUGGGGGUGGAAACUAGCUCUUUCACACUGAGACACUCUGGUUCUCUCUGCUGCCCGAGGGAACACACACACUAACGCGCGCACACACAUGCACAACACCUACAAAAUGGGAAACGAACAAAUGCACGCACACACCUGCAUACACACACACACACACACACACACACCACAGGAAAUUAUGAUUUAACAACAAUAUUAACACUGGAUAGAGGUUGUUGUUUACUAAUUUACUCCAAGUAGGGAAAGGAUGGCGGGGUUGAAAAGUAAUAAAGGGUAGUAUAUAUAUAAAAAACAUGGGGGAUUGGAAGUGAUGCAGACAAUUACAUUGAUAGAAGAUACAAUCUAUCUGCAAUAUUAAGCUGAUCCAUCCCCCCCCCAAAAAAAAUAAAAAUAAAAAUAAAAAUAAAAAUAAACAAAUUAUAAUUAAAAAAUAAUAUAUAUAUAAAAAAUAAUAAUAAAUGUUUAAAAAUAAUAAAAAAACACUGGAUAGAGGUUCUGUCGUUGUUUGGCAACCAAACUACACACGUCCACAUUGACCUAUGUUUGCUUUUACAAGUUAGCAUUUUCAUUGCAUCUGGAAGGGCAGUAUUUUCCAGAGAGGCAUCUGCAGCUGUAGCAUGAGAACACAUUAUUGGGAGUGACAUCAUUUUGGUUGGGUCCAUCCAAUACAGAGAUCAGAAACAAUACUGAAUUACCCAAGGUCCCCUGCCUCUCGUUCAGUCCCCCUUUUCAUGUGUCCACAUCUGAGGCACUCCCAUUACACUGUAACUCCACCAAUGGCCAUAAAGCCUGUGCUCCAGUCAAACAUCCUUUCCUCAGCUCUUAGCCUCUGUCGGGUCUGGGGGGGGGGGGGGGGGGGAUAGAUGUCACUGCUAACUACCAGCCACACUACCCUUUAAUCAGAGGCAACUCCCUCCCUUAUAACUAUAUAAGGCCCUCCCUGACGUAUAUCUCCAGCUCUUCUAUGCUAGCUGCUAGCUCCAGACCUUGCCUCAGCUCUCUCAGGGUGUUUUCACACAUAGUUCUGAGCUGUAGUUCUAAUCGCAGCUCCAUUAAGUUCCAUUAUUACAUUCUAUAUAUUUUUUUUUAUUUUAGUUUGGUUGGUUUCACGUUGCCAAAUGUAAAAAAAAUAAAAAAAAUAAUAAUAAUCUAAAAAGAAAAGGAAACAACGCAGGUUUCCAUGCAAGUCAUUUUGUUUAUUGGACAAAAAAUUGCUGAAGUUAAAUCCAUCUAUGAUCAUCGGUUUACCGGGCUGGAUUAUCAUGAAGCAACCCAUAUCUGAUGCUAUACUCACAUAAUCAGAGAUAUCAAGUUAUGAUGCAACCAAUAAUACUGUGUGACUCUAGUUAUUUUUGCUGUGUUUGGGCCCGGACUGCGUUCUCACCUGCAGCGAAGCGAACCUCAGUACGAACUGAAUCAGACAACCCUUUUUGAGCGAACCGCGUGUGUUUUUUAGUGUGCUCCCGAGUGUGGAUAGUGUUCACACCAGUCCAAGUGAACCCAACUAAGGGGGUAAACACACCAGAGUUCGGAAAAACAGCAUCAAACCAUUUCGGUGUGAAAGCCCCCUUAGUCUUAGUCCCUAUGAGCUCUGAGGUACAGUGGCUUGUGUAAGUAUUCACCCCCCUUGGCAUUUUUCCUAUUGCCUUACAACCUGGAAUUAAAAUUGAUUUUUUGGGGGGUUUGUAUCAUUUGAUUUACACAACAUGCCUACCACUUUGAAGAUGCAAAAUAUUUUUUGGGGUGAAACAGAAAACUUGAGCGUGCAUAACUAUUCACCCCCCCCCCCCCCACCCAAAGUCAAUACUUUGUAGAGCCACCUUUUGCAGCAAUUACAGCUGCAAGUCUCUUGCGGUAUGUCUCUAUAAGCUUGGCACAUCUAGCCACUGGGAUUUCUGCCCAUUCUUCAAGGCAAAACUGCUCCAGCUCCUUCAAGUUGGAUGGGUUCUGCUGGUGUACAGCAAUCUUUAAGACAUACCACAGAUUCUCAAUUGGAUUGAGGUCUGGCUUUUGAUUAGGCCAUUCCAAGACAUUUAAAUGUUUCCCCUUAAGCCACUCGAGUGUUGCUUUAGCAGUAUGCUUAGGGUCAUUGUCCUGCUGGAAGGUGAACCUCCGUCCCAGUCUGAAAUCUCUGGAAGACUGAAACAGGUUUCCCUCAAGAAUUUCCCAGUUUCCCAGUCCCUGCCGAUGAAAAACAUCCCCACAGCAUGAUGCUGACACCACCAUGCUUCACUGUGGGGAUGGUGUUCUCGGGGUGAUGAGAGGUGUUGGGUUUGCGCCAGACAUAGCGUUUUCCUUGAUGGCCAAAAAGCUCAAUUUUAGUCUCAUCUGACCAGAGUACCUUCUUCCAUAUGUUUGGGGAGUCUCCCACAUGGCUUUUGGCGAACACCAAAUUAAUUUGCUUAUUUUUUUCUUUAAGCAAUGGCUUUUUUCUGGCCACUCUUCCGUAAAGCCCAGCUCUGUGGAGUGUAUGGCUUAAAGUGGUCCUAUGGACAGAUGCUCCAAUCUCCACAAAUGUUUUAAUAAUGGAUUUAAUGGUGCUUCGUGGGAUGUUCAAAGUUUCUGAUAUUUUUUUAUAACCCAAACCUGAUCUGUACUUCUCCACAACUUUGUCCCUGACCUAAUUGGAGACCUCCUUGGUCUUCAUGGCGCCGCUUGCUUGGUGGUGCCCCUUGCUUAGUGGCGUUGCAGACUCUGGGGACUUUCAGAACAGGUGUAUAUAUACUGAGAUCAUGUGACACUUAGACUGCACACAGGUGGACUUUAUUUAACUAAUUAUGUGACUUCUGAAGGUAAUUGGUUGCACCAGAUCUUAUUUAGGGGCUUCAUAGCAAAGGGGGUGAAUACAUAUGCACGCACCACUUUUCCAUUAUUAUUUUUUUUGAAAAUUUUGAAACAAGUUAUUUUUUUCAUUUCACUUCACCAAUUUGGACUAUUUUGUGUAUGUCCAUUACAUGAAAUCCAAAUCAAUUUCAAUUACAGGUUGUAAUGCAACAAAAUAGGAAAAACGCCAAGGGGGAUGAAUACUUUUGCAAGGCACUGUAGACCCUACCAGCUCCCUCCCAGCUCCCUACCAGCACUGUACCAGCUCCCUACCAGCUCCCUACCAGCUCCCUCCCAGCUCCCUACCAGCAACGUACCAGCUCCCUGCCAGCUCCCUACCAGCUCCCUACCAGCUCCCUACCAGCUCCCUACCAGCAACGUACCAGCUCCCUGCCAGCUCCCUACCAGCAUCCUACCAGCUCCCUCCCAGCUCCCUACCAGCAUCCUACCAGCUCCCUCCCAGCUCCCUACCAGCAUCCUACCAGCUCCCUACCAGCUCCCUACCAGCAUCCUACCAGCUCCCUACCAGCUCCCUACCAGCAUCCUACCAGCUCCCUACCAGCUCCCUACCAGCAUCCUACCAGCUCCCUACCAGCUCCCUACCAGCUCCCUACCAACAUCCUACCAGCUCCCUACCAGCUCCCUACCAGCUCCCUACCAGCAUCCUACCAGCUCCCUACCAGCUCCCUACCAGCACUGUACCAGCUCCCUACCAGCUCCCUACCAGCUCCCUACCAGCUCCCUACCAGCUCCCUACCAGCUCCCUACCAGCUCCCUACCAGCUCCCUACCAGCUCCCUACCAGCUCCCUACCAGCAUCCUACCAGCUCCCUCCCAGCUCCCUACCAACAUCCUACCAGCUCCCUACCAGCUCCCUACCAGCUCCCUACCAGCUCCCUACCAGCUCCCUACCAGCAUCCUACCAGCUCCCUGCCAGCUCCUUGCCAGCUCCCUACCAGCUCCCUGCCAGCUCCCUGCCAGCUCCCUGCCAGCUCCCUACCAGCUCCCUGCCAGCUCCCUGCCAGCUCCCUACCAGCUCACUACCAGCUCUCUAGAAGCCCUUUCAUGAAUCAGGCCAUCAGAGGCACUCCAACUUCAGACACCGCUCCUUGCCUGGGUUCUGAGGGAGAAGUGUCGUCGUUGGUAACUACCAGCCACACUGCUCUUUUCAUAAAUUAGGCUUCUUAUUUAACUGUCAUACUCCAAAGAUGGAAGGUUUUUUAUAUUGUUCAAAACCUGACAGUAAAAAAAAUCUAUAUAAAUCCAUAAUCCCAACAAAUAUCAAAAUAUAUUGGUAGACAUUUUGGGGCUUUUAUGCUUUUCUUGAUAAUUGUCAUACUUUGAGUCUCAUCAGAAAUGACUUGUCUUGUGAGCACUUACCUUGACCCAGGGCUUGACCUAGACUACACAGAUCACACCAGGGCUUGAUCUAGGCUACACAGAUCUCAUCAGGAUCUAGGCUACACAGAUCACACCAGGGCUUGACCUAGGCUACACAGAUCACAUCAGGGCUUGAUCUAGUCUAUACAGAUCACACCAGGGCUUGAUCUAGUCUAUACAGAUCACACCAGGGCUUGAUCUAGUCUAUACAGAUCACACCAGGGCUUGAUCUAGGCUAUACAGAUCACACCAGGGCUUGAUCUAGGCUAUACAGAUCACACCAGGGCUUGAUCUAGGCUAUACAGAUCACACCAGGGCUUGAUCUAGGCUAUACAGAUCACACCAGGGCUUGAUCUAGGCUAUACAGAUCACACCAGGGCUUGAUCUAGGCUAUACAGAUCAGGGAGGAUGCUCCUUCUUGACAUCCUUCUUGAUGAUGACCCUGCCCCUGAUUGGUGGAUUCAUCCAUGCCACUUUGCUUCACUUGUAAUCCAAGCAAAGUUGUUGCUCAACGAAUGCUUGAGGUGUGUGUCUCACCUUUUUGUAUGUCUAAAAUGCAGGAGACCAUCAUCUUAAACACUGACAUGUCUCAUAUAUCUUCUGACAUCUGUUUUUGUUUUUGCAUAACGCAGACAGAUGCCUCUCAUUGCUAAAUGUUCUUGCCAUGUCAUGAAUGUUCUCUUGAUAGUAAGUAGAAACGAAUCAUCAAAUGAUUCAUCAAACGAUUCAUGUGAAACAACUGAUUCAGGAAGUGAUUCAGGAAGACUCAAUGUCUCAAUGAUGAAAGAGCUGGUUUCUACUGCAGCUGUCUCUUUUAGGCAUGCCAGAGCACAAUAUUCUUUAUUUUGACCUUUUUUUGUAAAAUUUUACAUGGGAAUUGGCUCCCCCACAAACCACACUCCACUUCUCAUGGGAGUGGCUUAUUUUGUAUUUAUGAUGUCAUCCUUUUUUCCCCCGUCGUAACAUAUUUCAAGCUGUUGGCUGUUGGUUCAAGCUUUUAGCCAUGUUCCGUUUGAUGAUGAUUUCUGCUUGAUUUGUUUUCGAUUCCUUUGAGUCAAGAAGGCCUUUUUGUUCCGAGCAUGCCUUCUUUACACCUCACCAAUCUUGUCGUUAGCCUCCCCUUCCUACCACUCCUUUACCCCUUAAAUGUCUACCCGCCCCAUUGGUUUUUCGGAAACGUGGUCCUCACAGCAAGACACAAUUGUAGGCCUACAGUAUGUUACAGAGCAUAGGAGCUAACCCUACAGCAUGUUACAGAGUAUAGGAGCUAACCCUACAGCAUGUUACAGAGUAUAGGAGCUAACCAUAUAGCAUGUUACAGAGUAUAGGAGCUAUGGUCUCUGACAAGAGAGUGAAACAAAAUAUCCUUAAGAAGAUGUUCCCACAUCUGCCAUAAAUCUCUUCAACAAUAUGACAAAGACUUGUUCAGGUGAUCUUAUCAUGAUACUUACAGACUUUCAGAGCUUCUCAGAUUUCACUGUAUUGUUACUUGUAAGGGAUGUCUCCUGUAGUCUGUACUGACAAGCUCUCCCCAUGCUGUAGCUGGCUAGACAGACAGACAGACAGACAGACAGACAGACAGACAGGCAGGCAGGCAGGCAGGCAGGACAGACAGACAGACAGACAGACAGACAGACAGACAGACAGACAAGAACAGGACAGACAGACAGAAGACAGACAAAGCACAGACAGCAGGAAAGACAAAGGGACAGCCAUGUUGAAGUUUUAUAAGCGAAAACAGCGACAGUCAAAAAUUCAGCGGGGGGAGUGUGGUUUCCCGGUUUUUUUUGGGUUGCUUUACCUUGGUUUCUCCUUUUCGGGGGUUUUUCUCCUUUUAUCUUCUCCUCUCUCCCUCCCCUCCUCCCUCUUCGGGGCCCCUUUUCCCCCGGGGUCUCUGAAAAACCCCCCCCCCCCCCCGAAAACUCCCCCCCGCCCCCCUCCCCCCCCCCCCCCGCCCUUUCCCCCCCCCCCCCCCCCCCGCCCCCGCCCCCGGGGGGCCCCCCCCCCCCAAAACCCCCCCCCCAAAAAAAGUUUAAAAAGGGAAAACCCCCAAAAGGGGAAAGGAAAACCCCCUUUUUUCCCCCUCCCGCUCUCGCUCCUUUUCUCUCAAUCCCCCCCCCCUCUCUCUCCUCCCCUCCCUUCCCCCUUUCCCUUCCCUCCCUCCCUUCCUUUCCCCUUUCCUUCUUCGCUUUCUCUUUCUUUCUCUCUUUCUUAUUCUUCCUCUCUCCUCCCUUCUUUCCCCAUCUCCCCUCCCUCUCCCCUCCCCCUUUGUGUUCCCUUGGCUCUCCUCUUCCCUUCCCCUUUCCCCUUCCCCUUCCUCUCUGGAAGGGGGGCGGUUUUUUCCUCGCUUUCCUUUCUGCCCCCCUUCCCCCCCCCCUACAAUCAUAACUCCCAAAAAUUCCCUAAACCUUGUACCCGGCCCCCCUCUUUUUCUUUUGCUUUUUUUUCUUCCCCCCCGCCCCCCCCCCUUUUUUUUUUUGCCCCUUUUUGGGGGUUUUUUUUUUUCCCCCCCCCCCCCUUUCCCCUUCUUUUUUUUUCCCCCCCUUUUCCCCCCCCCCCCCCCACCCCCCCGCCCCCCCCCCCCCCCCCCCCCUUUUUUUUUGGGGGGGGUUUUUUUUUUUUUUUUUUUUUGGGGGGAUUUUGGGGAAAACACUCCCCCCGCUCUUCUCCGCCCUCUUCCCCGUCUCUCUCUCUCUCUCUCUGCUUGCUCUCUCGCUCUCUCUUCUCAUUACCCGCCCCUCUCUCUCGCUUGGCAUCCCUUGCCCUCCUCUCUCUCCUCCUCUCUCGCUCUCGUUUUUCGCUUCUCUUUUAUUCUCGUUCUCUUCAAGGUUAUGUUUCCUUUUAUCUCUGUCUAUCUCUCUCUCUCUCCCUCUCUGCACCUUUCCCUCUCUCCCUGUCUCCCUCCCCUACAGAGCUUUUGUGUACCUGAGUAACCUGCUGUACCCUGUGCCCCUGGUCCAUCGUGUGGCCAUCGUCAGUGAGAAGGGAGAGGUCAAAGGAUUCCUCAGGGUGGCUGUACAGGCUAUCUCAGGUAAGAUCUGGACCACAGACCUCCACCCCCAUUACAAUCAAUCAAACUCAAUACAGCAAACAAGCUAAUGGCCUAACAUGAAGCAUUGGGGGAUCUGUACAGUACUGGGGACUUCAUAAGACCCUCAUUACAGUCAGUAUAUUAGCUUAGGUAGGGUUUGACUCUAGGACAGACUGAGUGUGACUUCUAGAGGAAGUCAAGUGAAGGUGUUUUGUGUUUCCCUCCAGCUGAUGAGGAGGCUCCCGACUACGGCUCCGGUGUCCGCCAGUCUGGCACCGCCAAGAUCUCCUUCGAGGACCGGGAGUUUGAGAAGGUAUGUCUCCAGAGCAAACCAACAGAGGAUAUUGUUUUGUCUAGUCAGUGCCUAUGUAGCUCCCCUAGUUUUACUAGCUAACUGUCGGUAGCAACCUCUUAGAGAUAGAUAGAGGACUCUAGUGCCCAAAAGCCUGAGCGUCAUUGAGGACUUUCACCAUUUUGAAGUAGUCAGCUGGGUGAGACUUCCUAUGGGUUAAGGAAGGAUCACAUGAUUCCAUCCAGGUUAUCAGGAGACAUCAGCCAAUUAAUUAUACGUUCCAUAACUGCAGGUGGCAGUACAUCGCCAACCUUGGCUUUAUAUCUGUUCAAACAACAUACUCCAGCCGGCAGUAUGGUAGAGCACGGCGCUUGUAACGCCAGGGUAGUGGGUUCGAUCCCCGGGACCACCCAUACGUGAAAAUGUAUGCACGCAUGACUGUAAGUCGCUUUGGUUAAAAGUGUCUGCUAAAUGGCAAAUUAUUAUUAUUAUAAUUAUAAUUAUAAUUAUAAUUAUUAUUAUUAUUAUUAUAAUUAUAAUAAUAAUAAUUAUUAUUAUAAUUAUUAUUAUUAUGCACCCUUUCAGUUUGUUUGCCAACUCAUAGACGUAGUAGAAGAGGAAAAUGUACUACUUAAAAAUGGAGAUGUCCUCAAUGGCCUAGCUUUGCUAACGGUCAGUGGCUGCCCCUGCUACCACCUCUUCCACAGAUAGAACAAUGAGCCAGAUGUUUCACCGGAUGUAUAAAUCUGAAGAAUCCGAUUGGCAUUUCCACUCACCACCAAAUAUGGUGAUGAGAGGAAGCCCAGUGGCCGGCAGUAAAAAUACAUUUGGCGUUGUUUAGAAGGAGUUCAAGGGCGAAUUGAGUUAUUGCACACGCACACUUCACAUAGUAGGCAUUCUCUAACGGAAAUAUGCAAAUACAUGCUAGAAAGCAAUAGGAUCUCGCUAGUUCGUGCUUGGCUCUGCCCACCUCCUUGCUUGUUCGGUCCACUAUGAUUACUUUGCUCCUACUGGAAACGACAGGCUGUUGUCAAUCUUGGGUUAGUUAUAAAGAUCUUUGCCUCUACAGUAGUUUUACUAACUGUCAGUGGUUAGGCUACCGCCUCUAGAUUGCUAACUGUAUGCUAGUCAUUGGCAACGUUCUCUAGCUUUGCUAACUGUAUGCUAGUCAUUGGCAACGUUCUCUAGCUUUGCUAACUGUAUGCUAGUCAUUGGCAACGUUCUCUAGCUUUGCUAACUGUAUGCUGGUCAUUGGCAACGUUCUCUAGCUUUGCUAACUGUAUGCUAGUCAUUGGCAACAUUAUCUAGCUUUGCUAACUGUAUGCUACAGUAUCUCGUGGCUAGUCAGUGACUAGGCCUAGCUCCCAGCUUUGCUAACUGUAUGCUGUCCCUUGUGGUCAGUUCCAGGCUGAGUCGUGCCCCGCUGGUCUGUCCCGUACCGGGGCGUCCCAAGAGGAGUUGCGUUUUGUGGAGGGGGAGGGACAGAACUCAGGGAUGGAGCCCUCAGCCGAUGAGGUCAACAACAACACAUGUGCGGGUAACGACCACUGGCUGUGUAGUCUCUUGUCUCAGCCGCUGUGGUCACUCAUCAAACUGUCUCUCCUCAGCUACUGUGAUGUCUCAUCAAACUGUCUCUCCUCAGCCACUGUGGUCUCUCAUCAAACUGUCUCUCCUCAGCUACUGUGGUCUCUCAUCAAACUGUCUCUCCUCAGCCACUGUGAUGUCUCAUCAAACUGUCUCUCCUCAGCUACUGUGGUCUCUCAUCAAACUGUCUCUCCUCAGCCACUGUGGUCUCUUAUCAAACUGUCUUCAUCUCUCUGUGAUGUCUCAUCAAACUGUCUCUCCUCAGCCACUGUGAUGUCUCAUCAAACUGUCUCUCCUCAGCUGCUGUGGUCACUCAUCAAACUGUCUCUCCUCAGCUGCUGUGGUCACUCAUCAAACUGUCUCUCCUCAGCUACUGUGGUCUCUUAUCAAACUGUCUUCAUCUCUCUGUGAUGUCUCAUCAAACUUUUGUCUCAGCCGCUGUGGUCCCUCAUCAAACUGUCUUCAUCUCUCUGUGAUGUCUCAUCAAACUGACUGUACUCAGCCGCUGUGGUCCCUCAUCAAACUGUCUUGCGAGAGAGACUAUCUGUGGUCUCUCAUCAAAUUGUUUGUGUGGGUGUGGUCUGUGUGUGCAGUAGGUAUAUUCAUUAUGUCAAAUGUAUUUAUGUACGGGUAGGUAGUGUGUUUAUGAGAGUGUGCCAGAGUGAAACAACAGCCUGAAGGUAUACUGUUGUAAGUAAGGAUGUAGGGUAGUGUGGUGAAUUAGUACACUACAUAUACUCAAUGUCUCUUCUCCCCCCCCCCCCCCUAGCGAGUCCAGACGAGUUGGAGAGACCCCUGAAGGCCAACCUGGAGGGAGAGUCUCUGGACGGAGCCCUGGAGCACCUGAGGAUAGGUAACGUCUUCACCUUCAGAGUGACGGUCCUCCAGGCCUCCAGCAUCUCUGCAGAGUACGCUGACAUCUUCUGCCAGUUCAAGUAAGUUGUUGUUGUUGUUGUUGUUGUUGUUGUUGUUGUUGUUGUUGUUGUUGUUGUUGUUGUUGUUGUUGUUGUUGUUGUUGUUGUUGUUGUUGUUGUUGUUCUUCUUGUUCUUCUUCUUCUUCUAUUAUCAAAGAUGUUUCAGAUCUAUUAGAUCCCGUAACAGACUGUGAGUGAUAGAUAACAAGCCCCUCUCUCUUUCGGAUUGCCUACAGUUUCAUCCACCGCCAUGAUGAGGCCUUUUCCACAGAGCCUCUGAAGAACACAGGGCGAGGCCCUCCUCUGGGCUUCUACCACGUACAGAACGUAAGCAGUCAAUCAAUCACAUUUAUUUAUAAAAGCUCUUUUUACAUCAGAGGUUGUCACAAAGUGUUUUAGAGUAAAUACUGUAGUAUGCAGUGGGCAAUUAGUGAAAGAAAUGUGAUGGUUUGAUAUGCUUUGUUUCUGAAGUGGUUGUAGCUAGUAUCUCUUUAUUGGUUCAACAGAUUGCUGUAGAGGUCACCAAAUCCUUUGUAGAGUACAUCAAGACCCAGCCUGUGGUGUUUGAGGUGUUUGGUCACUACCAGAAACAGCCCUUCCCUGCUCUCUGCAAGGACCUGAUCAGGUACAGUAGUCCGCUGGUCACUUUCGUCAUUGUGUUCGUUGUAAUUGACAGGGGUCUCGUUUCCCAGUUGCGAUGUAACUUAAGCAUUAUGGUGAUCGUACCAGAUGUGUCGUUAUUCACGAGCCAACUCUUUUAAAGAGUGUUUCCCAAACAAGCACGUAGAGAGAACGUUGUCUAAGUGCGUCAGACCAUGUGUCGCUACUGAUAGGAUCGAAAGAAAAGCAGCGCUGCUCUCGGAUCAGCUUUCUCCAUUCAAAUCUUUACCUUAACAAUAUAAUUAUUCCACAACACUGACGAUGGCUCAGCUCCUACAGAGAUAUUAACACUUAUGGCUACAAAUAUUGAGGCAGUUUAUUACGCUUACACAAUAAUAAUGCACUAAAUCACAGAUUGGGAACAUCGUUGAGAACUUCUUGUCUCACGUCAUGAAACACAUAGAGGCAAAAAUGACAGACAAUAGCCCAUUGGCAAAAUAGAACUCAAUUGAUUGAACAUGAAAUAGAUUUCAGUAUGAUUGAAAUAUAUACAGUAGGCCCACUUAGCCUAUUUAUCAUUUAAUGCAGUCAUCUCCGUUUUCAUUUGAAGCAUAAUUUUAUCCUUCACUUGUUUUUUAACAAUUUCAAAUAGUUUGGCAACUUUGUAUUUGUAGUCAACGUCGCUCUGAUGUUAUCGGCAGCCACAGUCACACAAAUAGCCUAAACAUGAUUGUUUAGCGGAGAUCUUCUGUGAAUAAAGUGACACGGGAGGGCAAAAAAAGCAUCUAACGACACACUUUGGCGGCUUUAAGAGCGGUCUGGAUCACUCAUAGAUGUGCAAAGGUUUUUAAAGAGCAACUGCCCCUAAAAACAAACUUCUCAUUUAGAAAACAUCCUAUGAGGUGUCAAUAUGAGUCAGAAACAUUUAUUCUACUGUCAAAAUUUACUACAAAGUGUAAAUAGGAUAAUUUGGGUCAUACAGUCAGUCUCAUCCAAAACCGAGUUGUGUGAUACUUGUGGCAUCACAAUGCAAAUGAAGGUUGAAUUUGUUUCAAACCUGCCCACAUGCCCACAGCUGUCAGCACACAAGAAAUCAAACAUUCGGAGUGCAGCUGCAUGCGACCCAAUCGUAAUCCCUGUGGUAAAUUUGGGUUGACUUUGGAUAUCCCUAUGGGGCUAGUUAGGGACCAUCAUUAAAUUACACAAUGUACAUAUUAACAAUAUGUUACAAUUCCAAUAGUAAAAAAUGUCAAUGACUUAAGAAACUUAAACCAACUAUAAAUUGUAGAAAUUACUUUACAAAUAUUGAAAGCAUUUAAUGAGAAAACUAAAAGGUGUGCAACAUGAAAAUAUUUGCAUUUACAUGUUAGAGACACCCACAUCAAACCACACCCCGAAACCAACUCACCUUUGAAUUCAUGGCCACUAGCAUUUCUUUAUCAACCAAAUCUAAAUUGAGGCCAAAUCAGGAAGUGCAGUCGUCCUUUAAGAGCCAAGUUACUAACAAAGGUUCUGGGAAACACCUUGGCUACUAAAUAUAUAUCGUAAGAAGGUUCUAACGAUGACCUUAACGCUACGAAGGCUCUGGGAAACGAAGCCCUGGUCUUUUGAUGUGGCGGUAACAUCAUUUAUAACUUACUGUACCUGUCUCUCUCCCACCAGCCCUCUGCGUACUUGCAGGAGGCAGUUCCCCAAAGUCAUGCCCCUGUCCAAACCAGGUAAGCACCAGAACCAUGCUAUUCAGUUUUACUCAAGUAAAGAACUUGACUUCUACAAAAAAAGAAUGGAUCUACAUGAAGAUAUGUCUGUUUUUAUUUUUGAAGCAGCACACAGUAUACAGUACACAGUAUACAGUACACAGUACACAGUACACAGUACACAGUACACAGUAAACAGUACACAGUACACAGUAAACAGUAAACAGUACACAGUACACAGUACACAGUACACAGUAAACAGUAAACAGUACACAGUACACAGUAAACAGUAAACAGUACACAGUACACAGUAUACAGUAAACAGUAAACAGUACACAGUACACAGUACACAGUACACAGUACACAGUAAACAGUACACAGUACACAGUAAACAGUACACAGUACACAGUAUACAGUAAACAGUAAACAGUACACAGUAAACAGUAAACAGUACACAGUACACAGUAUACAGUAAACAGUAAACAGUACACAGUACACAGUACACAGUACACAGUACACAGUAAACAGUACACAGUACACAGUACACAGUAAACAGUACACAGUACACAGUACACAGUAUACAGUAUACAGUACACAGUACACAGUACACAGUACACAGUAAACAGUACACAGUAUACAGUGUGUAUCAUUCUGUUGUAUGGCCUGUGUACAGUACUCUAUGUUGCUGCCUACAGCGCAUGUCUGUUGCAUUGCCUCCAUACUGUUAGUCUAUGUAAUGUCACGCUUGAUGCUGUUGGCUGUACUAUACUGUGCAAUGUCCCGUCAGCUCAGUUCAAUGUUGUUGGGUGCGUGUUACUCUGCGUGUGACUGUGAAGCAGCAGACGACGAGACGCCGCCCGACCGGGAGAAGACGCUGGAGCUGAUUCGCUACCUGGUCCCAGAGGUGUUCAAUGGGGCGCUGGUGGACUCUCUGUCAGGCCACGCCCUGUCCGCAGCCGGAUUGGCUGCCUCCUUCCUCCUGGAGGGGGAGGGGCCACCCAGUCUUCCAGCCCCGCCCCUCUCUAUCUGUUCAGUUAUCAGAGCCCAGAAACCGGGUUGGUUACUGUCUGUGUGUCUGGGCCAAUGAGAGUCCCUGAAACUAACCUCUCUUUAUAUCACUUUGAUGUGCAUUUACACAUGCAGCCCAAAUCUGAUCUUAUGACACAAAUUGGUCUUUUGACCAAUCAGAUCAGAUCUUUUGCCAAUAAUUGGGGAAAAUAUUAUAAUUGAGCUGCCUGUGGAAAUGCAGUCAAGACGAUAGAUUGUAAAUCAGAUAUAGAAACAGAUAUCUUGAAUUAGCACCAAUAGGAUUACCAAAUAGAUUGUAGUCACUGACAAACACAUUAACGUAUUGCUCCUACAUUCUGUUCAUCAACAUCAGCAUAAAGGAAGAAAAUAGAUUUUUUCGCCAACUGAUAUCAACAAAAGAGGAGGUUGUGUUUCAGGGAUUUUCCACAGGCUCUCUUCUCGUCCCUUGUUGUGUGUCUGCUGUUCACUGCCUGGUUGAUUUCCCCUACAGUUCCUCCUGUGAUCUCUUCCUCAAAUGGAUCUAUGUAGCUUUCAACUUCUGUAGUUACCGUAAGCAAUCCCGUAUUGCUUGUAGUUUUUUGAUAGCAGUCUAAAAGAUCUGUGUAUUUGAUCAAUCAUACCUUAACCUCUCUUUCUGAUUCUUCUCCAAUGUAGGACCUGAGCUACUUUGGAACAAUGCACUUAUUAUUGUGUUGUUUACUUGAGAAAUAUUGUAUAUAGACCCAAAUAAUGACAGGUAGUUUUAUAGCAGGGCCACAUCCCUGUAAUGUUGAGGGAUGACCGCUGUAUUUAUUGCCCUCCCUUUUCCGCAAGACUGUACCGAGUGGUUCCUCUAUCUCUCACUGCAAUAUUCCCCAUCUCCUUUUUUCAGCCCUUCUCCCUUCACAGCUCUACCUGCUCCCUGCUACUGAAGAGUGAGUCCUCUUCGGUGGUAACCUUGUCUCCCUUCCUUCACCUUCUGCUUUUAGUCCCUGCCACCAAGCUGACUACCCUGAUGCGCCCUACAGCCGGGCCCUGCCACUGCAAGUAUGACCUCAUGGUGUUCUUCGAGAUCUGCGAACUGGAGGCCAAUGGAGAGUGAGUUUUCCAUAGAGAUACUAUGUAUAUAUAUAUAUAUAUACAGUUGAAGUCAGAAGUUUACAUACACUUAGGUUGGAGUCAUUAAAACUCGUUUUUCAACCACAACCACACAUUUCUUCUUUGUGCAUGACACAAGUAAUUUUUCCAACAAUUGUUUACAGACAGAUUAUUUCACUUAUAAUUCAGUGUUUCACAAUUCCAGUGGGUCAGAAGUUUACAUACACUAAGAAGACUGUGCCUUAAAACAGCUCGAACAAUUCCAGAAAAUGAUGUAAUGGCUUUAGAAGCUUCUGAUAGGCUAAUUUACAUCAUUUGAGUCAAUUGGAGGUGUACCUGUGGAUAUAUUUCAAGGCCUACCUUCAAACUCAGUGCCUCUUUGCUUGACAUCAUGGGAAAAUCAAAAGAAAUCAGCCAAGACCUCAGAAAAUAAAUUGUAGCCCUCCACAAGUCUGGUUCAUCCUUGGGAGCAAUUUCCAAACGCCUGAAAGUACCACGUUCAUCUGUACAAACAAUAGUGGUCCUCUGUAGCUCAGCUGGUAGAGCACGGCGCUUGUAACGCCAAGGUAGUGGGUUCGAUCCCCGGGACCACCCAUACACAAAAAUGUAUGCACCCAUGACUGUAAGUUGCUUUGGAUAAAAGCAUCUGCUAAAUGGCAUAUUAUUAUAGUAGGAAAGUAUAAAUACCAUGGGACCACGCAGUCGUCAUACCGCUCAGGAAGGAGACGCGUUCUGUCUCCUAGAGAUGAACGUACUUUGGUGCGAAAAGUGAAAAUCAAUCCCAGAACAACAGCAAAGGACCUUGUGAAGAUGCUGGAGGAAACAGGUAUCCACAGUAAAACGAGUCCUAUAUCGACAUAACCUGAAAGAACGCUCAGCAAGGAAGAAGCCACUGCUCCAAAACCGCCAUAAAAAAGCCAGACUACGGUUUGCAACUGCACAUGGAGACAAAGAUUGUACUUUUUGGAGAAAUGUCCUCUGGUCUGAUGAAACAAAAAUAGAACUGUUUGGCCAUAAUAACCAUCGUUAUGUUUGGAGGAAAAAGGGGGGAUGCUUGCAAGCCGAAGAACACCAUCCCAACUGUGAAGCACGGGGGUGGCAGCAUCAUCAUUAUGUGGAUAUAUUGAAGCAACAUCUCAAGACAUCAGUCAGGAAGUUAAAGCUUGGUCGCAAAUGGGUCUUCCAAAUGGACAAUGACCCCAAGCAUACUUCCAAAGUUGUGGCAAAAUGGCUUAAGGACAACAAAGUCAAGGUAUUGGAGUUGCCAUCACAAAGCCCUGACCUCAAUCCUAUAGAAGAUUUGUGGGCAGAAUUGUAAAAGCGUAUGCGAGCAAGGAGGCCUACAAACCUGACUCAGUUACAUCAGCUCUGUCAGGAGGAAUGAGCCAAAAUUCACCCAACUUAUUGUGGGAAGCUUGUGGAAGGCUACCCGAAACAUUUGACUCAAGUUAAACAAUUUAAUGGCAACGCUACCAAAUCCUAAUUGAGUGAAUGUAAACUUCUGACCCACUGGGAAUGUGACGAAAUAAAUAAAAGCUGAAAAAAUAAUUCUCUCUACUAUUAUUCUGACAUUUCACAUUCUUAAAAUAAAGUGGUGAUCCUAACUGACCUAAAACAGGGAUUUUUUUCUAGGAUUAAAUGUCAGGAAUUGUGAAAAACUGAGUUUAAAUGUAUUUGGCUAAGGUUUAUGUAAACUUCUGACUUCAAAUAUACAGUGAGGGAAAAAAGUAUUUGAUCCCCUGCUGAUUUUGUACGUUUGCCCACUGACAAAGACAUGAUCAGUCUAUAAUUUUAAUGGUAGGUUGAUUUGAACAGUGAGAGACAGAAUAACAACAAAGAAAUCCAGAAAAACGCAUGUCAAAAAUGUUAUACAUUUCUUUGCAUUUUAAUGAGGGAAAUAAGUAUUUGACCCCUCUGCAAAACAUGACUUAGUACUUGGUGGCAAAACCCUUGUUGGCAAUCACAGAGGUCAGACGUUUCUUGUAGUUGGCCACCAGGUUUGCACACAUCUCAGGAGGGAUUUGUCCCACUCCUCUUUGCAGAUCUUCUCCAAGUCAUUAAGGUUUCGAGCCUGACGUUUGGCAACUCGAACCUUCAGCUCCCUCCAAAGAUGUUCUAUGGGAUUAAGGUCUGGAGACUGGCUAGGCCACUACAGGACCUUAAUGUGCUUCUUCUUGAGCCACUCCUUUCUUGCCUUGGCUGUGUGUUUUGGGUCAUUGUCAUGCUGGAAUACACUUCCACGACCCAUUUUCAAUGCCCUGGCUGACGGAAGGAGGUUCUCACCCAAGAUUUGACGGUAUAUGGCCCCGUCCAUCAUCCCUUUGAUGCGGUGAAGUUGUCCUUUCCCCUUAGCAGAAAAACACCCCCAAAGCAUAAUGUUUCCACCUCCAUGUUUGACUGUAGGGAUGGUGUUCUUGGGGUCAUAGGCAGCAUUCCUCCUCCUCCAAACAUGGCGAGUUGAGUUGAUGCCAAAGAGCUCGAUUUUGGUCCCAUCUGACUACAACACUUUCACCCAGUUCUCCUCUGAAUCAUUCAGAUGUUCAUUGGCAAACUUCAGAUGGGCCUGUAUAUGUGCUUUCUUGAGCAGGGGGACCUUGCGGGCGCUGCAGGAUUUCAGUCCUUCAUGGCGUAGUGUGUUUCCAAUUGUUUUCUUGUUGACUAUGGUCCCAGCUGCCUUGAGAUCAUUGACAAGAUCCUCCCGUGUAGUUCUGGGCUGAUUCCUCACCGUUCUCAUGAUCAUUGCAACUCCACGAGGUGAGAUCUUGCAUGGAGCCCCAGGCCGAGGGAGAUUGACAGGUCUUUUGUGUUUCUUCCAUUUGCGAAUAAUCGCACCAACUGUUAUCACCUUCUCACCAAACUGCUUCGCGAUGGUCUUGUAGCCCAUUCCAGCCUUGUGUAGGUCUACAAUCUUGUCCCUGACAUCCUUGGAGAGCUCUUUGGUCUUGGCCAUGGUGGAGAGUUUGGAAUCUGAUUGAUUGAUUGCUUCUGUGGACAGGUGUCUUUUAUACAGGUAACAAACCGAGAUUAGGAGCACUCCCUUUAAGAGUGUGCUCCUAAUCUCAGCUCGUUACCUGUAUAAAAGACACCUGGGAGUUAGAAAUCCUUCUGAUUGAGAGGGGGUCAAAUACUUAUUUCCCUCAUUAAAAUGCAAAUCAAUUUAUAAAAUGUUUGAAAUGCGUUUUUCUGGAUUUUGUUGUUGUUAUUCUGUCUCUCACUGUUUAUAUAUAUAUAUACAGUACCAGUCAAAGUUUUGGAUUGACCUACUCAUUCAAGGGUUUUUCUUAAUUUUUACUAUUUUCUACAUUGUACAAUAGUAGUGAAGACAUCAAAACUAUUAAAUAACACAUGUAGUAACCAAAAAAGUGUUACACAAAUCUAAAUAUAUUUUAGAUUUGAGAUUCUUCAAAUAGCCACCAUUUGCCUUGAUGACAGCUUUGCACACUCUUGGCAUUCUCUCAACCAGCUUCAUGAGGUAGUCACCUGGAAUGCAUUUCAAUUAACAGGUGUGCCUUCUUAAAAGUGAAUUUGUGGAAUUUCUUUCCUUCUUAAUGUGUUUGAGCCAAUCAGUUGUGUUGUGACAAGGUAGGGUGGUAUACAGAAGAUAGCCCUAUUUGGUAAAAGGCCAAGUCCAUAUUAUGGCAAGAACAGCUCAAAUAAGCAAAGAGAAAAGACAGUCCUUCAUUACUUUAAGACAUGAAGGUCAGUCAAUCCGGAAAAAGUGUAGUAAAAAAAAAACAUCACGCGCUAUGAUGAAACUGGCUCUCAUGAGUACCACCACAGGAAAGGAAGACCCAGAGUUACAUCUGCUGCAGAGGAUAAGUUCAUUAGAGUUACCAGCCUCUUAAAUUGCAGCCCAAAUAAAUGCUUCACAGUUCAAGUAACAGACUCAUCUCAACAUCAACUGUUCAGAGGAGACUACGUGAAUCAGGCCUUCAUGGUCGAAUUGCUGCAAAAAAAAACACUACUAAAGGACACCAAUAAGAAGAAGAGAGUUGCUUGGGCCAAGAAACACGAGCAAUGGACAUUAGACCGGUGGAAAUCUUUCCUUUUGUCUGGAGUCCAAAUUGGAGAUUUUUUGUUCCAACCGCCGUGUCUUUGUGUGAUGCAGUGUGGGUGAACGGAUUAUCUCUGCAUGUGUGGUUCCCACUGUGAAGCAUGGAGGAGGAGGUGUGAUGGUGUGGGGGUGCUUUGCUGGUGACACUGUCUGUGAUUUAUUUAGAAUUCAAGGCACACUUAAGCAGCAUGGCUCCCACAGCAUUCUGCAGUGAUACGCCAUCCCAUCUGGUUUGGGCUUAGUGGGACUAUCAUUUGGUUUUCAACAGGACAAUGACCCAACACACCUCCAGGCUGUGUAAGGGCUAUUUUAACAAGAUGGAGAGUGAUGCAGUACUGCAUCAGAUGACCUGGCCUCCACAAUCACCUGACCUCAACCCAAUUGAGAUGGUUUGGGAUGAGUUGGACCUCAGAGUGAAGGAAAAACAGCCAACAAGUGCUCAGCAUAUGUGGGAACUCCUUCAAGACGGUUGGAAAAGCAUUCCAGGUGAAGCUGGUUGAGAAAUGCCAAGAGUGUGCAAAGCUGUCAUCAAGGCAAAGGGUGGCUACUUUGAAGAAUCUAAAAUCUAAAAAUAUAUUUAGAUUUCGUUAACACUUUUUUGGUUACCACAUGAUUCCAUAUGUGUUAUUUUAUAGUUUUGAUGUCUUCAAUAUUAUUCUACAAAGUAGUAAAUAGUAAAAAUAAGAAAAACCCUUGAAUGAAUAGGUUUGUCCAAACUUUUGACUGGUACUGUAUAUAAAUACUAAAUUACUAUAGUGUAUAUACAACCAUAUAUGUGUUCUAUAUUCAACUCUAUGAAGUAUCCCAUUUCACCACACUCACGCUCAAAAGGUUACUAUAAGCUACCUUCCAAUACCCACACUAGCAUACUACCAAGAGUGAAACAAUUAUUUGGGAAUAUAUGUAUGGACAUUGGAACACAGACACAGGACUGUACGCGCAGAGGCAAAGCUCCAGUUUCACCUCAACAGAUGCUGCUUAUCGAUGAUCCCAGUAUUACGUGAAAUAAAUUAUUAUUCUCUGAACGUUCUAUUGAUUUCCAAAUAGUUUACGUUUAGAAAUCUAUUACCAACGUGGAAUGUUCAUGUGAUAACAAUAACAGUAACAGCAUUAACGUCAUUCUCAACUUAUUGGCCGAUAUGAAAUCAAUGAGAGUCUUGUUACCGUGCAGGAGAAUAAAUGAUGGUUCUCUCUGUUUCCUACAGUUACGUCCCAGCAGUAGUGGACCAUAGAGGAGGCAUGCCUUGCAAUGGGACGUUCAUGCUGCACCAGGUAGGUCAUUCAGGGAGUGGAGAAGUAGUUAUGAUUGAACUGAUGUGUACUGUAUGAACACAAUGCUUCCUCUUUCUGAACAUAAUGCUUCCUCUUUCUGAACACAAUGCUUCCUCUUUCUGAACAUAAUGCUUCCUCUUUCUGAACAUAAUGCUUCCUCUUUCUGAACAUAAUGCUUCCUCUUUCUGAACAUAAUGCUUCCUCUUUCUGAACAUAAUGCUUCCUCUUUCUGAACAUAAUGCUUCCUCUUUCUGAACAUAAUGCUUCCUCUUUCUGAACAUAAUGCUUCCUCUUUCUGAACAUAAUGCUUCCUCUUUCUGAACAUAAUGCUUCAUCUUUAUUAAAGAACUGGUGGUAAGUCGGCUAAUGACCAAAGGGAGAGAAAGAGAACAGAGGGAGAGAAGAGAACGAAGCGAAGAGGGAGCAGAGUCCAGACACGGGGAGACGAGAGAGCAGAGCGAGAGAGAGGAGAGAGGAGAGAGAGAGAGGAGAGAUGAGAGAGAGAGAGGAGAGCGAGGCGAGAAGGGCGAGCAGAGAGCGAGGAGGAGAGAGAGAGAGAGCAGCAGAAGGAGAGAGAGAGAGACCGAGAGCGCAGGAGAGGAGAGAGAGAGAGAGAGAGAGAGAGAGAGAGAGAGAGAGGGAGAGAAGAGAGAGCGAGAGAGAGCGAGGAGAGAGAGAGAGCAGAGGGAGAGAGAGGCGAGAGAGAGAGAAAUGACGAGAGAGAGAAGAGAGAGAGAGAGGGAGAUUCUUCCUAUAUCUCUCUAUACGUCAUCUCUCCCUCUGAUGCAUCUAGAAUACUGAUGCUAUCUAACUCUCUCUUUUUAUAUCUCACUCAUCUCUAUCUAUUCCUCUCUGAUCUUUCUAUCAUUCUCUCUCUAUCACGCGCCGUUCAUCGUCGACUCUCUCUAUCUCUCGCUGCGUAUCUCUCUCUAUUUCUCUCUCAUGUCCUUCAUCUGUAUAUCUUCGUCUGCCUCUAUCUCUAUCUCUCUAUCUCUCUAUUCUAUCAUAUCUCUCUAUCUGCUAUCUACUGAUCUCUUCUACUCUCUUUUUCUCUCUCGUCUCUUCUCUAUCUCUCUACGCUCUUUCUCUUCUCUCUCUCUUCUCUCUUUUUAUCUCUUUCUCUUUUCUCUUCCCUUUCUCUCUCUCUCUCCUCUCGCCUCGCUCUCGCUGCUCCCCCCUCCCCACUCCCCCCCCAACAGGGUAUCCAGAGGCGCGUCACUGUGACCAUCGUUCAUGAGGACAGGUAGAGACAUCAUGUGGAAGGAUGUCCGGGAGGACUGGUUGUGGUGGUGAGUCUGUUCAAGACAUACUUUUUGGUCUUUUUAAACAACAUAAAUAUCUUGGACCACAAAAAGCUCCUCCUCCCCUUCCCCAGGUCGUAUCCGUAAUUUCCCCCGGGGGGACAUGCCAUCCAUUAGACCCCCAACAUCCUGUCACUCAAAAUCCUGUCAGCUGGGUAUGUCAGGCCCAUGCAGGAGGACAG
This is a messenger RNA of Coregonus sp. 'balchen', 55377 nucleotides long. Lineage: Eukaryota; Metazoa; Chordata; Actinopteri; Salmoniformes; Salmonidae. The record is from the annotation of a GenBank genome assembly.